Messenger RNA from Pelobates cultripes (western spadefoot toad), 58901 nucleotides. NCBI's taxonomy places the organism in Eukaryota, Metazoa, Chordata, Amphibia, Anura, Pelobatidae. The record is from the annotation of a GenBank genome assembly.
AUGGCGUAUAUCCUUCAUACCCAUCACUUUGGCAAGGCCCUGCACUACGCUGAUGCUUGGUAGGUGUGGGUAUGUGUUCCUAGUGAUAUGGUCUGUGUUUUGAGUUGACUUCUCGCUGGGUGCAUUGCCCAGUAGGAGGAAGGAGUUGUGAUAAAAGUACGGUGUUUACUCAUUGGUUUGGACUUAGUUUUUUCAAGAACUCAUUAGUCUGAUAGCGAUUUAUUGCAGUAAAUAUUAUUGUAUUGUUUUCUCAUCCAACCUUAUUGCUAGAAGAACGAGGGCAAGUACAAUAUUAUUGGAAAGUGAUGAUUCAUUUAAAGUAAUCAUCCAUCUUCACUGGCACCAUUAUUAGAAACAAAUCUAUUUAUUUCUAAGCUUUGAGUUUUAUGACUGCAGUAAAUAAUGUUAUAUGCAUGAUGACUAUAUACUUGGUGUUGGCUUCAAACACAUCCUACCGAAUGAGGAAAGUGAAGUAACAUCAUAAUUCUGAAGAAUUUGUGACAUAAAUAUAAUUUAGUCUAAGAUAAAUAAACAAUUCCCUAGAGGGCCGUUGCUGAUACUUAUACUAAUUUCCUUGUUAAAGGGUGAGUCCCCCCUCAUAUCUCAGCUUGAUGCUGGUAGGGAUACUAAUGGAAUACUAAUCACAUUAUUAGAGGGUGCUGCCCUCUCGUAAACUCUGCCCGCUACUGAUAUCGAUACUAAUUUCUCUAUUAGAGGACAAGCCUAACUCAGCCCAGCACUGGUAUUGAUACUAACUACAUUGCUAGAGGGGGAGCCCUCUCUUAAUAUCAGCCGGACGCUGAUAUGGCUACUAAUUACAUUAUUAAAGGAUGAGGCCCUCUCAUAACAGUCUUCUGCAGAUAUAAGGACUAAUUAGAUUGUUAGAGGUUGCGGCCCUCUCACUAACGCAGCCCGUUGCUGCUAUCGAUGCUAAUUUCUCUAUUAGAGAAUAAACCCCUCUCAUAAUGCUGAUUUGAUACAAAUUACAUUAUAAGAGGGUGAGCCCUGCUCAUAUGCUCAGCCCAGUACAAAUAUUUAUACCGUUUCUCGUCAGUUUACUGUUUACAUUACAGUUUAUUGCAGUACAGAAUACUGAUUUCCUUAAUGAAGGGUGAGCCCAUCCCCUACUUAUUUCCUACGUGGAUAUUUAUCCUGGUUAUAUCCACCAGCCUUUGUUACCUUGCAGGUUCUUACCAGAACAGGAUCCGAUUGCUGAUUAGAGAGUGCACUCCCACAUGUACUCAGCACAAUAGGGAUAUAUAUAUACUACAUACUGUAGUUUUACUGCUGAUGUUACAGCUCUUACAGUACAUUUCAAUACUUUCCUCACCGUGUGACUCGCGUGGCCCGGGCCACUGGACCUCUUUGCGAAAUAUACCCCCUGAGGUAUUACGGGGGACAACCUCCCAGCGAAUUCUCACUUUCCCUGCUACCUUAUCAGGCAGAUUUGGGGCUGUUUGAUUUGGCUGUCACUGUUACAGCUCCUAUGAUUGGCUCGCUUUGUCGGUGCCGCUGUACCUCCCUACUGGAUAUACUCCUAGAGGUUUUUACUCUUACUGGGGAGCCCCAGAUAUUACAGAUAUAUAUACCAUUUUAUAAUCUGCAUUGUAUUGAGCAGGCAAUCUCACAAUGCUAUUACUAUUUGUGCCAUUAUGGGUAACCUCCUCAGACAGUUUCUCACUACGAUGAAAGUGGGAGAUUCUGAUGCCUUCAAGAGCAGACAUGCACUAUCCCGCAAGCACUACUGGAACGGGGUGGACUCACAACCCCAGGUCGGGGAGUACAUGGUACAUGCUAGGUGCAAGAAAAGACCAGAGCCUCGGGGCAGUACUGUGUUCCCUAGCCAUAGAAAAAUAGAGGAACAAUAUCCCAGACAUCCACUCCGAUGGAGGUGGGCGUAUGGGAAUUAGUACAACCUAAAAUAGAUUAGUAGCAAAACCAAAAUAAAAAACCUUUAUUGAGCACUACUAUAUCUAAUAGAGGGUCCUAAAGAGGAAAAAAGUGUCUACAUGCCGGGUAACGGGGUAUUGGCCCUAUAAGACAGAGCGUUCCACUUAAGAGGGAUACAAAAUACAAGGCCAUAACUAAAACUUAAGGGUGCACACGUCGUGGGAAAUUCCCUGACUUAGGUCAAGAUGGCAUCUUAAAGUCUGAACAUCUUAUCUAUUUAGGGUUACCGCAGUAUAUUAUGUACUGAAAGAGUCGUAGCAUUGCCUUGAAGCUUGUUUAUGCAUUAUUGUUAUUGUAUUUCAUCUUGGACAAAAUGGUGUAAACAUAUUAUGCACUGAAAGUAAGUAAAAGGGUUUUGCGUAAAGAAACUUGUAUGAAAAACAAUAUGUUCCAUUGCUAACACCUCGUCAGUUUGCAAUAUAUCUUAAAGACAAAGUACACAGUUUGAGAAAUACAAUAUUUGCAUUUACCCAUAACAGCGUCCAUUAAUGCUUGGCUGAUGUGCCCCUUCUGUUGGCACAAGCCCAAACAAUUUUGGCAUCACUGGAGACACAAUCUGCCCUGAUCGCAAAACUCUCGGACUUGGAAAGUAUGCUUUAAGAGAUCUUCAGAAUAAAUGAAUGAUUCAAAUAAAACAAAACAUAAGGAAUAAAAAGAAUGUAUCUUAAAUAAUCUCAUAACUGAUAAACCUUGAAAAAUACCAUGCUGAGGAGGGUAACAUGGUGAGGACUGUUUAGUCUGGAGGAAUAGUUUGGUUCUUUCUUGCAAGCUAUAAAACACGUUAUCAUAAAGUGUGGAAUGAAUAUAUAUCUGUGUGCCUGUCUUUAAUAAAAAUGGAUUUGUCACACUCUCGCCUCGUACUCAGGAAACAAAGGUCAGACAUAAAUUUAUUUAAUGUCAAUUAUUAACCAAUCUGCUACAGGAGCUCGUUACAAACAUUCCUUUCUUUUUAUCAAAAUUAGUGAAAAGCCCUGAAAUAGCAGGCAGUCUCUUCACUGGACAAUGCACCUACUGUCAGAAUCCUGCCUACCUACCUACCUCCAUAACCUCAAUCCUUAGCACCUACCACCAAAACCUGAACCCCGAGCACCUACCACCACAACCUGAAUCCAGAGCACCUACCACCACAACCUGAAUCCAGAGCACCUACCACCAUAAUCUGAAUCCCGAGCACCUACCACCACAACCUGAAUCCCGAGCACCUACCACCACAACCUGAAUCCCGAGCACCUACCACCACAACCUGAAUCCAGAGCACCUACCACCAUAAUCUGAAUCCCGAGCACCUACCACCACAACCUGAAUCCCGAGCACCUACCACCACAACCUGAAUGCUGAGCACCUACAGUCAUAACCUGAAUUCUGCCCACCUAUCAUCAUAGCCUGAAUCCUAAACACCUACUGCCAUAACGUAAAUCCUGACCAUUUACUACGAUACCAUUGAAUCCUGCCCACCAUAACCUGAAUCCCAAGCACCUACUGCCAUAACAUUGAAUCUCAACCACUUACUGCCAUAACUUGAAUCCCACCCACCUACCGCCGUAACUUGAAUCCCACCCACAAGCAAAUCCUGAAUCCUGAGCACCUACUGGUAUUAUCCUUUCUACUCCGUACACUGACCUAAAUCUCCUCAGUUCCCUAAAUUCUGUCUCACCUGAUGACUGACAGAAAGUUUUUUGCAACUAUCAUCAUCUCUCCUAUCACCCGCUCCAAGACCUCCAUUCCACCUAACCUCAACAAUUCUAUUUUCCCUUGUUCUGUCCCGAACACUUAUCUCCAGUCUCUUUCUCCUGGUGUCUUACCAUUCCCUUUCAAUAUAUAUUUCUCCUCCUACAAAGUAAUUGUGUUUCUACAUCUAAGUUCUGCCCCAUGAAUCUCUUCUUCCUUUCUCAUCCAAGCUUUUAUACACUAUCUGUCUAACCUUCCCAGCUUCAUCUUUCUUCACCCUCUUUAAUCUGAUUUUCGUAUUUUACAGACAUGGCUCAAACCAAAGUAACCAGUGAGUAUAUUGAAAGUCUUUACUCUCUAUUAAUCCUUCUCAUAUCUUCAAAGACUUAGUAUCCUCAGUAUCCUUGUCUGAUCUCUCACAAUCCUCCUUGAGCAUCUCCAUAUUGGUUCCCACCCAUUUAAGCUAGAGUCUCCUGAUUUCAGUACUACAUAUUGAACACCUACCCUUCAUAUCCGACCUCUCUCCUGGCCUCCUGGCACGUCUCACUAACUGCCGUUCUGCAAUCUCUAACUAGCUGACUUUUUACUGAAACGCGACCUUUUGACGGAAAAUAGGACCAAGAGGACCAUCAGCUCGGCCCAUAUUAAUUGUAAAGCGUCACCUGAAUUAGUUUCUUCCACGUACCACAGGCAUUUUUGAAUUCCCUCGGUCUUUAUGUUUAUCUCCACGGUUUUAUCUCCACCAACCCUUCUGUAAAUAAAUAUUUACACACAUUGCCUCUAUUAAAAAAACUGAAUUGAUUCAUCAUCUAUUGAAUUUUGUGCAAUAAAGUUCUUUGAUUAUUAUUUGACUAAGAGAUCUACAGCGGGCAUUUGGCAGCUUUGAAGAGAAUCCAACUAAUUAUUGGAGAAGAAGACAGUUUAUUGAUCUCUCCCUGUGUUACUCGUGUCUUAGACAAGUUGUGUUCUUCUUGUCAUAGAAUCUUCUACGUGAGACUGGAGAAGCCAGGAGAAUGCAUGGUUAGAUGUAUAUACGCAGGUAUCUCCUUUCACACUAUGACCCUGUAUGUUCCCUUCUCCCCACGUAUUUGUGGAUUGAGCACUCAAAAUAAGUGAAGAAGAGAACCCUCCUGGCUCUGUCAUUUACAGCUCGAAGAAAGCAAACUAUGAACGUUAUAAAAUUGCUAAAUACAACAAUAUAAACUUUAUUAUCUACAGGCAGUAUAGACUCACUGGUUGAGCCUCCUGAGAAUUGUUGUUGUAGAUUACAGACGUCUGAGGUGUUCUCGGUGGUGGGAUGGAUGGUUACCUAAGAAAAUGUUACAAGGGUUUCUGGGGGCUUUGUUCCUUAAAGGUGAGGGGGCAUGGCUAAAGAGAUCCCCUUGUGGUGCAACAUUCUUAAAAAAAAAAAAAAAAAUGUUUCUUGUGAAGAAGCUAUAAAGAUUUGAGCAUAUAAAUUAGUCUAAAAUCCAUCAAAUUAAAAUUGUAUUGAUGCCUGUAGCGUCCCUUUAUGUAUGUCCAGUCCUCAAUUAUUAUGAUUAGCAUUUAUAUAGCGCCAACAUGUUCUGCAAAACUGUACAUCCCGUAUUUGUCAGCGUAAAUAUCGACAGAUAUCAGAAGUGAAGACAGUUCGACUCACUCUCCCAUUUCCAUAAUGUUAUGUAGACCCUGAGACAGUCUCUUCUCACGCAGUGGAUGUUACACAGCUGGGUUUCUAAGGACUUCACCGGUAAAUAUAAAAAAACUCACUAAAAACAGAAUGUACUCCAGCAAACAUUACUGGCGGGCAUUGCAGGAAGCAGACAGGAGGUGAUCUUAGACAGAUCGUCUGCCAAGGAAGUCCUAUGUUAGCCAUUAACCCCGUGUUUACACCCAUUUAGGAUUCUUAGCAGUUUUCCAGGGUUAGACACAAUCUGGUAUCAUUUAACACAAUUUAUUACACAGCCAAUAUGGAUAUUUUACCAGAAACUAAAACAAAAUAACAGAAAAUAAAUCCAAGCUCUCACCCGAGCACUAUCUGUGGCUAGUGACCAUGGCUGGAUGGCUGAAUUUACUAGCCGCAACAAAAUACAAAAUACAGCAUGUAAAUACACUGUGUCCACAUAUCACUCUGUUACCUUCAAUGACGGUCUGGAUCCGUCCCGCUCUGACCUUUUAAAGAACAAUUUUACAUUAAUUAAAGUUGGCUGUGAUUCCUUCGUUAGCCCUCACCUGUAGUGCUGCUUGCUGGGAAAUGUAGAUUUUCGUUACUCUCAGGUGGAUACAGACUGUAUUCUGGGACCGAAAUAUCUUCCUUCUAUAACCACACGUCAGACACUUUCACAGCAUUCAACACACUGCGCCCACUAUACACACUGCACCCACUAUACACACUGCGCCCACUAUGCACACUGUGCCCACUAUACACACUGCACCCACUACACACACUGUGCCCACUAUACACACUGCACGCACUAUACACACUGCGCCCACUAUACACACUUCGUCCACUAUACACACUGCAACCACUGUACACACUGUGCCCACUAUACACACUGCACCCACUACACACACUGUGCCCACUAUACACACUGCACGCACUAUACACACUGCGCCCACUAUACACACUUCGUCCACUAUACACACUGCAACCACUGUACACACUGUGCCCACUAUACACACUGCACCCACUACACACACUGUGCCCACUAUACACACUGCACGCACUAUACACACUGCGCCCACUAUACACACUUCGUCCACUAUACACACUGCAACCACUGUACACACUGUGCCCAAUAUACACACUGCACCCACUAUGCACACUGUGCCCACUAUACACACUGCACCCACUUCACACACUGCACCCACUAUACACACUGUGCCCACUAUACACAUUGUGCCCACUAUAAACAUCACCCACUAUACACACUACACCCACUAUACACACUGUGCCCACUAUAUACACUGUGCUCACUAUACACACUGCACUCACUUCACACACCGCACCCACUAUACACACUGUGCACACUAUAAACAUCACCCACUACACACACUGCACCCACUAUACACACUGAGCCCACUAUACACACUGCACCCACUAUAAACAUCACCCACUACACACACUGCGCCCACUAUACACAUCGCCCACUACACACACUUCACCCACUAUACACACUGCACUCACUAUACACACUGCACCCACUAUAAACAUCACCCACUAUACACACUGCAUCCGCUACACACACUGCAUCCACUACACCCACUACACACACUGCGCCCACUAUACACACUGCACCCACUAUAAACAUCACCCACUACACACACUGCGCCCACUAUACACAUCGCCCACUACACACACUUCACCCACUAUACACACUGCACCCACUAUAAACAUCACCCACUACACACACUGCGCCCACUAUACACAUCGCCCACUACACACACUUCACCCACUAUACACACUGCACUCACUAUACACACUGCACCCACUAUAAACAUCACCCACUAUACACACUGCAUCCGCUACACACACUGCAUCCACUACACCCACUACACACACUGCGCCCACUAUACACACUGCACCCACUAUAAACAUCACCCACUACACACACUGCGCCCACUAUACACAUCGCCCACUACACACACUUCACCCACUAUACACACUGCACCCACUACACACACUGUGCCCACUAUACACACUGCACUCACUAUACACACUGCGCCCACUAUACACAUCACCCACUACACACACUGCACCCACUAUACACACUGAGCCCACUAUACACACUGCGCCCACUAUACACAUCAACCCACUACACACACUUCACCCACUAUACACACUGCACCCACUAUAAACAUCACCCACUACACACACUGCGCCCACUGUAAACAUCGCCCACUACACACACUGCACCCACUAUACACACUGUGCCCACUACACACACUGCACCCACUAUACAUACUGCAACCACUGUACACACUGUGCCCACUAUACACACUGCACCCACUAUACACACUGCACCCACUACACACACUGCACCCACUAUACACACUGUAACCACUGUACACACUGCGCCCAUUAUACACACUGUGCCCACUAUGCACACUGUGCCCACUAUACACGCUGCACCCACUAUACACAAUGCGCCCACUAUACACACUGUGCCCACUAUACACACUGCACCCACUUCACACACUGCACCCACUAUACACACUGAGCCCACUAUAAACAUCACCCACUACACACACUGCACCCACUAUACAUACUGAGCCCACUAUACACACUGCGCCCACUAUAAACAUAACCCACUACACACACUUCACCCACUAUACACACUGCACCAACUACACACACUGCCCACUAUACACACUGCACUCACUAUACACACUGCACCCACUAUACACAUCACCCACUAUACACACUGCACCCACUACACACACUGUGCCCACUAUACACACUGCACUCACUAUACACACUGCGCCCACUAUAAACAUCACCCACUACACACACUGCACCCACUAUACAUACUGCACCCACUACACACACUGCACCCACUAUACACACUGCACGCACUAUACACACUGCACCAACUAUAAACAUCACCCACUAAACACACUGCGCCCACUAUAAACAUCACCCACUACACACACUUCACCCACUAUACACACUGCACCCACUACACACACUGUGCCCACUAUACACACUGCACUCACUAUACACACUGCACCCACUAUAAACAUCACACACUACACACACUGCACCCACUAUACACACUGAGCCCAAUAUACACACUGCGCCCACUAUAAACAUAACCCACUACACACACUUCACCCACUAUACACACUGCACCCACUACACACACUGUGCCCACACACUUCACCCACUAUACACACUGCACCCACUACACACACUGUGCCCACACACUGUGCCCACUAUACACACUGCACCCACUAUAAACAUCGCCCACUACACACACUGCACCCACUACACACACUGUGCCCACUACACACACUGCACCCACUAUACACACUGUACCCAAUAUAAACAUCACCCACUACUAAUCCACUACACACAAAAACUGCAUCCACUACGCACACACUACAUCCACUACACAUGCAUACGGCAUCAACUACAUCCACAAACUGCAUCCAUUACACGCAUCCACUGCAUCCACUACACACACACACACACAGACUGCAUCCACUAUACACACAAACUACAUCCAGUACACACACUCUGCAUCCACUACACAUGCACACCGCAUCCACUUAAUAUACAAACUGCAUCAAUUACAUGCGUACACUGCAUCCACUACACACGCUCUCUGCAUCCACUACACACGCAAACUGUAUCCAUUACACGCGUACACUGCAUCAACUAUACACACACUCUGCAUCCACUACACACAUAUACACUGCAUCUACCACACACACAAACUGCAUUCAUUACACACACACACACUGCAUUCACUAUACACACAAACUGAAUCCAUUUUACACACACACACACACACUGCAUCCAUUACAUAUACUCUGCAUCCACUACACAUGCACACUGCAUCCACUACAUCCACAAACUGAAUCCAUUACACACAAUCUGCAUCCACUACACACCAGCGGCAUCCAUUACACACAAACUCUGCAACCACUACAAACAAACACUGCAUCCACUACACACACAAACUGCACUUAUUACACACACACACACACACACACUGCAUCCACUACACACACACUGCAUUUAUUACACACACACACUGCAUCCACUACACACACAAACUGCAUCCAUUACACACACACACAUUGUAUCCAAUAAAUACACUCUGCAUCCACUACUCAUGCACACUGUAUCCACUACAUCCACAAACUGCAUCCAUUACACAAAAACUGCAUCCAUUACACGCGUACACUGCAUCCACUAAACACACACUGCAUCGACUAUACACACAAACUUAAUCCAUCACUUAUACAAUCUGCAUCCACUACACACGCACAUUGCAUCCACUACACACACAAACUGCAUCCAUUAAACACACACACACACACACACACACUUCAUCCAUUACAUGCGUCCACUGCAUCCACUAACCACACACUGCAUCGAAUAUACACACAAACUUAAUCUAUUACACACACAAUCUGCAACCACUACACACGCACACUGCUUCCACUACACACACAAACUGCAUCCAUUACAUACUCACACUGCAUCCACUACACACACACACACACACACACACACACACACACACUUCAUCCAUUACAUACUCACACUGCAUCCACUAAACACGCACUGCAUCGAAUAUACACACAAACUUAAUCUAUUACACACACAAUCUGCAACCACUACACACGCACACUGCUUCCACUACACACACUGUAGAAUAUUGCAUAUUCUAUGUUUCUAUCGAUUCUAAUUCAGAUUUUACACACACAAACUGCAUCCAUUACACACGCACACUGCAUCCACUACACACACAAAUUGCAUCCAUUACACACAGACACACUGCAUCCAUUACACAGGCACACUGCAUUCACUACACACACACACUGCAUCCAUUAAACACACACUGCAUCCAUCACACACUCUGCAUUCACUACACACACAAACUGCAUCCAAUACACACACACUGCAUCCAUUUCACACACUCUGCAUCCACUACAUACAACUGCAUCCACUACACACACCUGCAUCCACUACACACACACACUCUGCAUCCACUACACAAUGCACACUGCAUCCACUACACACGCACACAGACACACACUGCAUCCACUACACACACUCACACACUGCAUCCACUCCACAUACACUGCAUCGACUCUACACACGCUGCAUCCACUACACACACUCUCUGCAUCCUUGUAGGCAGACUUUGGGUGGGCUCUGUGGGUGGACUCAGAGGUGUGCCGCGGGGGACCAGACCUUCAAAUGUGUAAGAGGCCCCAAAAUUUCUGAUGGCAGCUCUGUUGGGAGGUAUGGGUUAACGGGAUAUGCAAAUAAAUAAUAACACCUGCCUUCUCACACUUAGUCUUGUUCUAUUUAGACUAAAAAGUGUAAAAACUGCAAGUAUUAGGUAUAGCCAGAAACACGAGGAAAAUAAUUCAAUGUAAUAGAAUGUGCAAAUAGUAGUUAUUCACCCCAAAUCGUCCUGAAUGUUAGGGGUUUUCCCUAAAUAAGCCAUUCCUCCACUGAAAUUCCCCUUUCUGUGCAAGGUGCAAAGCUUACAGAAAUUCCUCCCAGAUCAAAUUUCAAAAGGUAAAACAGCAUAAAUAGCUCUAUUCAUUGUAUUCUUCCGUAUACUACAGUCAGACACAACCAGCUCGCUCUGUGAUAAUACAAUCUGCUGCAGGAUUCCACAGUCUAAUGUAAGUAAAGGUGACGGGCUAUUAUUUACUAAACACAGCUAUUACAGCCUCCGUUCUGCAACUUGUCCUUCGGUUCACUGUGAAUUUGGGUUUUGUGAAUGAAUCGACUUUAUGAUGAAUAUUGAUCUGCAUUUAUUCAGCUCAGCAGGCUAAACUAGCAGAGAUAGAAGACAAUUCAGAUGAAUCUGAGCAGUUCCAAAUCUAGACAUUUUAUUGGCUGCGGAGAUACACGGGAAUACUCCUUAAAUUGCGAUUAUUGAAAAGCCAAAGUUAUUAUUUUCACUUGCCGGUCACUCAGAUUAAAAGCCCUUCGUAUCAGUCAGGAGAGUGUUUAUGGCAAGUAGACGAUGCGUUGAAAAGUGUAACUUUCAGAGCUCGGACGCUCCGGUUAAAUGAUGUUUUUUGCUUUCACCGCCUGUAUUAUCAUGUCUUUAACCCCUUAAGGACCAAACUUCUGGAAUAAAAGGGAAUCAUGACAUGUCACACAUGUCAUGUGUCCUUAAGGGGUUAAACAUUAUCUGAGUGAACAAACCUGAACGGCCAGCUUGCCUUCCACUUUGUACCUGUAGCUCACAUGCUCCGCUGAGAGCCUUGUUCUCAGCUCUUAAACAAACCGACUGCUGGCAGUGUUCUCAGUGACGCUCUUUAUGAUAAAAAAAAUGUUAUGUUGUUAUUCUAGUCUUUUGUUAAAGGGACUCUGUAGGCUCCAAGACCACUUCAUCUGAUUGGAUGCACUGCCCCUAUUGCCCUUAGUGCUACAAUGUUAAACAAUUCCAGAGAAACUGCAAUGUUUAUAUUGCAGCACUAAGUCAGCCUCUAGUGGCCUUCUACCAGACAGUCACUAAAGGGCUUCCAAGUUUGAAACGGACCUUUGUUCCAGUAUCUGACGCUGGACGUCCUCACGCUCUGCAUGAGAACCUACAGCAUCAGAUGUUUCCUAUUGUUGCAAUGCAUGCGCAAGGACAGAGGAAGAGCUUCGACCCAGCACCGAGGGACAUCGGUGCAGGGAUCAGGUAAGUAAAUAAAGGGUUUUUAUGCCUUAAUUUCCCGGGAAUGGGGGGGCGCAUGGGAAGGGGAUGGCAGAGGGAGCUUUGUAUACCUGGCACUAUAGUUCCCCUUUAAGAUUUUAUUGUUAAUUAAUAUUGUCAAUCUAUUAACACCUUUAGCAGGUCCGUCCCUUGUAAAGAUGUGCUUUGUAUCCUUUUAUUUGUCCUGUUUAGUUUUUCUUUAUGUAAUUAAAAAUUUGAAAUUAAAGAAUGUUUAAAAGAACCGACUAAAAGGUCUAGUGCACAUUCAGUUAGUAAAUAAGAAUAAAUUGACUGCAGACUUCUGUCUAAAGUUUUAUAUAAUCAAUUAAUAUAUUCUGUGAAGAUAACUAAGGCCCUAAUAUCUACAAGACAAAAAUAAGCUAAACAAAUUAAAAUCUAUACAACAGACUUCCCAGAAGAGAUCAGACAUGUGAUUUUCCAAUACUGUCAAUCAGUACUCCAAAACUUAAAAAUCAAUAAUCCAAUACAAUCAAUUCACUAAUUUUGUUAUUGCAAAGAAUUUGAGAAGAUUCGGACACCAUUCUGUGUAAGAUAUUUAUUAGGUUCCCUCGCAAAGGUCGGCUUCUACCAAUAUGUUUCCACUAAGUGUUUUUUGGUGCCAAAGCCUGUUAUAGACCAUCUGGGCCCAACCUCCCAUUGUUGGUGUACCCGGGUCAAUGCCCAGAGUGAACACAAAGAUUAUUACGGUCACUUGUGAGAGGUGUCAAGAUUAGCCAUCAUGAGUGAUUCUAGAACUAGUCAAUGGAUUUAUUAAUAUUAUUGUAAUUGUUUAUCUUUAGUUUGCAAAAACUAUCCAGUGCGAGUAAUACUAAAGUGCUCCUGUAUCGUCUGAAUAUAAAGUUGUGAUUUCUGUUCUAUGUGAUACUGCUCGGUUGUGUUUUCUGUCUACUGUAACACUGAAAUGGUAAAUGAUGUUCUUUUUGUAGAAGCCUGAAAAUGACUUCAAGAAGACGUAGUUCGAGUACAGGUACGUGCUAUAAUUCUUAAAAAAAUAAUUCAAUUAUUUAACUUCGAUGAUUGGUCACUGUUUUUUUUCUUGCAUACAACUAUUUCCCUAACGAUAGGUAAUAAUGAGGUGAUAAUGGAGAUUUGUAUCCAGUGCAGGGAGUUUAACAUCAUGGGCUUGCCUUCCUGGUAGCAUUAGCAGAAUGGUAAUUGGCCCCCUGGCUGGGUGACUGGAUUGAAAGUUACCCUGGAACGAAACAAACUUAAUGUGAAUAAAGUUUCAGAAAAUCGAUAAAAUAUAUCAUGUAAUGAUGAGCUAAUUCUCUACAUGUGAGUGUGCAGACCUGUUCCCCGGCCCUCGAAGGAUAACAUAUUUGCUAUAUUCUCAUUUUCCAUUUUCAGAUGGCGAAGUGCUGAAGAGGGGUUUGCUGACUAAGUCUCCUGGUUGGAAAGUGUUUCGUAAUCGGGUAAUGUCCCUUGUCCAAAAUUUGAUAUAAAUGUUAAGGACCAACUUAACCGUAUUAUGUUAUUUUGUGGUGUCUGCAACUCACAGUAAAGUACGUGCAGGAAGAUUUUAUCACAGCUUUGCUUUUUUGGGCCAUUGAUCCUGAUCUUAAAUCUAACUUUAGCUAAAAUAUUACUUUAACAUCCAAUGGCCUUAUUCAUUUUUUCUGUAGUUUUUCAUUACCUGCUUUCUAUAAAAGAAAAACCUUGCAGAACAUAGAAAUGAUGCACACAAAGCUCGAACUAUUACAUAUCUGAAAAUUCCUCAUUAUGACUUCUCACAUAGAAGCAUUUUUUUUUUUACAUUUUCUGACCCAGUAGAAAAUGUGAAAAGCUGAAAUUAUUCUCAAUGUACUCAUUUGAAUAUUUUAUUUUGUUUAUUAAGUCUUCAUGGAAAUCCCGGAUCUUCAAACUGUGUAAAACAUUGGAUGGUAAAUACCUUCUAAACUACUUCGCUCCCAAUGGACUGGCAGAUGAAUUGAAAGGAACUAUCGACAUUUCUGAGUAUGUAUCAGUCCUUUAAGUCAUUAUACCAUUAUCAUGUACAACAUGGAGUGAGAAGAGAGGGAGGCGGUGGGAUAGUUCAGUGGUUAGUUUUCACUUCCAGCAAAGUCAUUAUUUUAACCUUCACAAGCAUUAUGGUUUUAAAUAAUAGGAGAAUAGGUAAGGGCCUGAGAAAUGUUUGGAAAGUCGUUAAAGGUGUCUCAAAGACCAAAUUAACAAAUCGUUCUGUGGUCCUACAUGGGUCAACUAAAUGAACCGGUAGAUCCUUAACUGCCGCACAUUCUAUAUUCCCGUAAAAUGUGUCUGUUUUCAGAAUUCUUUUAUAGCGUUGCAUAUUUUUACAUUCUUAAUUUCCUAAAGCUGAUUUGGUCUUAUUUUCUGCAUUUUUAUUUGAUAUCAUAUAUUAACUAUAAAAAUAAAUUAUUACUCUGUUUAAGGGUAAAUAUAGCCAUCCAUUAAAUAAACAGCGAGGAUUGGUUGCAAAAUUAAGAGUAAAAUAGUCAAAGGAAUUCUCGAACUGUAGAGUUAAUAUUUUUGGUUAAAUGUUUCUAUUGAUAAUUAUCUAGAGAAGUCACCAUUAAAGUCUAUGGAAAUUUUGGUAGACAAACCAUUUGACAAAGCCCUGGUAUUGUUUGUUAAUUGGGUGUAAAUGUAUUUCUGUUUGUUCCGCAGAGUCAAAGCUGUUCAAAGAGGAGUAAAUGCCAUAGACAAGAUUAGUGUAGUUCUGCGCAUGUUCAACAUCACUGCAGAGAAUGUUAUAUAUAUAAAGGUUGCUGACCGUGAUUUCUAUCUCUUUGAUGAAAACAAGUAAGUUAAACAUCACAGAGGAAUCAUUUUUCUGGCUAUUACUUUCUUCAUUUGUCUCUUAGCUUAUUUACAGUCUGUGAGUCACAUCCUGGAAUAUUAAAGGGACACUAGUCUGGGUGCAGUGUCCCAGUCCCAGUCCCUUUUUUUUUAAAUCCUUAUUUAAUAACAGAGGUCAGGUAGAGAAUUGUUAGACCGUACUAGACAUGAAAACACGUUUGGUAAUGAGAAACAAGAUGCAUUACAACAAAUGACGUAAUGACAGAUCUUCCAAGAUCAUUGGUCUUUCCGAUGUUACCUUCCAUCCUCUAAGAUUUCAGUAAACCGAUAAUCAAAUAAAAAGAAGAAAGAUGUAGGAAUCAAGAAGGAAAAGAAAAGGGGGUGGGAAGGGAAGUACCAAUGUGUGGAAUCCCCAAUCCAUAACAUAUUUAUCCCUUUAAUUCCUUAGUCAUAUAUUGUAUGACAAUGUAUACUGUCUAAGGCUUUCCAUUUCGCAAAUAUUUUUAGAAAGGAUGAACGAAUACAUGUAAAAUAAAAAUUGUGUAAGUUUACACAUUUUUAAUUUUUACGUUUGUCCUCAUAACAAUCUGUACAGAAAACAGUUUUUUUUGUUUUUUUUAAUGUUUAUUUUCUAGCUAUGCAUCCCUUGCAUCAAUUAAAUAUUAUAAUAUUUUUUUCCAUUACAAAAUGCUUGGACAUUAAGAGGUUAAGAGUAAUAUUUAUAAAUAUCAUUUUACCAAGAUCAGCCCAAUCAAAGUUACAUUUUACCAGUAUUGGAAUUUGGUUAUGGAAACCCUGUACGUAUCCUACUUACACACGACACACUAAUACCAAUACACAACAUAACACAAAGUAGAAGCAAUGCUACACGCAAACACAAAUACAACACAAAAUUUUACUUAUCAGUUUAAAACAUGUUCAACGUAGAUCUGUCAACAAAACAAUAAGGAUUCAGUGUGCAAUACAUAUAGAUCUUAACAUUUUUAAUAUUUUACAUAAUCCCAAAGUAGUUGUGUCAAUGUUAGUGAAAUAUUACAGUGUGCACUAAGUAGCAUUUAAUUGACUUUUUGUAUUUUUUUUUUUCUUUUUGCCUCUAAAGGAAAGAGAUUGAAGAAUGGUUUAAUUGCAUUAGUCAGGCGUGGGUAGAGAUCAACAGAAGCACAGUAAGAUAUUUUAUAAUGUGAUACUAACUAGUAAGAUAUAUUGUAAAACUAACUAGUAAGAUAUUUUAUAAUGUGAUACUAACUAGUAAGAUAUAUUGUAAAACUAACCAGUAAGAUAUUUUAUAAUUUUUUUUUAAUCUUUUUAAUCUUUUAAAUCUUUUUUUUAUUGGUAUUUUGUGAGUCAUAUAUCAGAUUAUAACAGAUGUAAAGUUGUGACAUUGUGGAUGCGCAGGUCCAAGAGUUUUUAUAACUUAAAGUUAUGUACAAGUUAUGUAUAUAGGAAUUUUUAACUGACAUUUUAACGUUAUGUACCCAGAGCUGCCUGGUCUGAAAACCGUAAAUACAUGCACAGUUAUGGUCAGCACACUAUCUUUUUCCCCCGAACUCCGUUGCGUAGAACUGUUGGCCGCCCCUUUGAUUAUAUCUUUUCCUGAACGUGUCCUACAACUUAUGGGUCUUCUUGUGGCACAUUUAACUGGGGCCCCCUUAAGGUGUAUUCUAAGCCGAGCCAGGGAUAAUUAGUGAUAUUUUAUAAUCUGAUACUAAUAAGUAAGAUGCUUUAUAUUGGGAUACUAAUUAGUAAGAUGUUUUACAAUGUAAUACUGACUAAUAUGAUAUUUUAUAAUGUGAUACUAAUUAGUAAGAUAAUUUAUAAUGUGAUACUAAUUAGUAAGGUAUUUUAUAAUGUGAUACUAAAUAGUAAGAUAAUUUAUAAUGUGAUACUAAUUAGUAAGGUAUUUUAUAAUGUGAUACUAAUUAGUAAGAUAAUUUAUAAUGUGAUACUAAUUAGUAAGGUAUUUUAUAAUGUGAUACUAAUUAGUAAGGUAUUUUAUAAUGUGAUACUAAUUAGUAAGAUAUUUUAUAAUGUGAUACUAAUUAGUAAAAUACUAAAAUGUAAUACUAGCUAGUCACUAGUAAGACAUUUUGGUCUCAAUUUAAUAUUGUUGGAUACAUUUUCCGAAUUAUUUUAUAACUUUAGAUAAACUUUUAACAAUAUUUAAUAUUAUGAAAAAUAUCUUAAUUUUGUAAUAUAUUCAUAGUUUUUUUUACAUAUUGAUCUAUAUUUUAUAUAUGAUAUAUUUUUGAUAUUUUAAUAUUUUGCUAAAUAUUGUUAAAAGUUUAUUUAAGAUAUUAAAUCAUUUUGAAAGUUUAUUUAACAAUGGUAAAUCAAAGCUUUAUCAAGUAAUAUUGGUAACUAGUAAGAUACUAAGUAAAGUAACACUAACUAAAAACUAGUGAAGUAAUUUACCACAUUUACUAAUUUACUAGCUACUAACUAGUAUGAUAUGUUAUAAUGUAAAGCUAUCUAGUAUCUAGUAAGAUUUGGUAUAACAGCAUAAUAACUGGUAACUAAUACAGUACCAAAUAAAGUAACAUUAACUAGUUACUAGUAAAAUAUUGUAUAAAUAACACUAAGUAGUAACUAGUUAGCUAAUUUAUAUUACAAUACUAACUAGUAAUCAGUUAUAUCCUGUAUAGAUUAAUAUUAGCUAGUUACUAGUAAGAUAUUGUAUAAAGUAAUACUAACAAUUAAAUACUAAGAUGCUUAUCUUUACACAGAAUUUCAAAAGCCUUAUACGUCUUUUAUAUAAUUCUAUAUAUUACACAGUGCUGUAUUAUAUAUACAAUAUUAUACGUAAUGUGUAAUACAAAAUAACAUGAUAUAUAGUGAGUGAGUCAAAUAUUCGCAACCCCUGUUAAUAAUGCAAUCCAUAUAGCAGAUGGCUAUGAUAACAGGCAUCCUAGCUCAGAUCUGACAUUAAAUUAUAUCAAAUAAUAUCGCACUAAGUGCAGUCAGGUAAUCUGAAUGGAACAUGCACAGAGAAGGGUUAAGGAACCUGAAGAUUUCAGACCAAUGUUGCGUUCUUAUUGUCUAUGCGGAAUGUAGUUUUAGAUUGGGGUCUGUGUAAAAUAUAAACCUAUGACUAGUGCUCAUCUAACAUUAUUAAUUUAUACUUCCAGAAUGUAGAUGGACCUGCAAUUGGGCACCCAGUUCCUAUCAGCGUGCCUGAAAUGGUAAGAACAGUCUUUAUUCUAGUCCGAGAACAUAGAGAGGAUGUUCCUCUGGGGUUCAACGUUUAGAACAUGAGAACAUAGAAAUGAUGUUUCUCUGAGUUUCAAUGUUUAGAACAUUGGAACAUAGAUAGGAUGUCCAUCUGGGGUUCAACGUUUAGAAUAUGAGAACAUAGAAAUGAUGUUCCUCUGGGGUUCAAUGUUUAGAACAUGAGAACAUAGAUAGGAUGUUCCUCUGUGAUCAAUGUUUAGAACAUGAAAAUAUGGAGAGGAUGUUCCUCUGUUGUCCAUGUUUGGAACAUGAGAACAUAGAGAAGAUGGAACACGACAUGAUCUGUCAGAUGUUCUCAUGGGGUUUAAUGUAUGGAUCAUGACAUGAUCUGUCACACAGUAUUCUGUACAUAACUUAUGGGGGUUAUUUACAAUGGUGACUCGAUAAAAUGUAUUUGGGCCCCUUGUAAUUUUAGAUCCAUAGAAAAGGCAGGAAAAUCCCCUUAGAGGAAAGGAAAGUCGAGCAAAAAUAUCUUUCCUAAAGUAAACAUUAGAGAAAGAACGGAGAAGGUCAGAGCUUACUGAAUCACAUUCUGCUGUGUUACGGACAACACAAAAUGUUCAAAAAGUAUGAAACUGCCUGAGCUGACUUAACUUACAAACUACUGGCCAAGUUUAGAGCGACAUUCCUUUACAGGGAAGUUAAUUUUUCCCCCAGUUUGUAAAAUGUAAUCCAUAGUUUGAUAUUUAGUUGUAAACUAAGUACAAUUCAGUUUAAAAAAGCAAUAUUGGAGGCUUUUAUAAAUGAUAACUUGUAGGUGCGAUUACGUUAGUAUUGGUAUCAAUUUCUAUCUCUCUGUAAAAUAUGUGACCCAGUAAUCUCUUCUUCAACCUCACAAAAAAAGUCAAACAUUUCUUUCUUAUCUGAUACAUUUGUUUCCACAGGAAAAAAGGCCAAAAUCGCACCCUUGUAACCAUCCUCAUUCGGGACAUGUCAUGACAAACGUAAGAUGUUUGAAACUGUUUAUUUUAACGAGUAUAGAGAACGAAGGCAGUGAUUUGUAGUUACAGGUAGAUGAUGCACUAAUACAAACCCAAAGUCUCCCAAGAAACCAUUAAGUUAGCAAGAUAAUAGAGAGCAUCAACUGUGCUGCCCUGUGGCGGUAACCACAUGCUGCCAAUGAGAGAUGCAUCACUGUCACCUCCUUGAAGUAGUUGUGCCCAUUCUCUUGUCAAUUCCCUCAGCUUAAAAGGUUUUGGAUUUUCACUGAAAAUCCAAUUGGGAGGAAUGGGAUCCAAAAUUAAGAUAAUUUUCCUGGGACGUCAGGGUAAUAUGGUUGUUUUAGUGUGUUUCAUUGAUAUAAUUUUGGUAAUUGGACCAUUGUAAUUUGCUUCAACAUGCUCAUUAACUUCUUGAUCCGUGCAAGGUUGAUGGGUUACACCAGAAAUAGCAGUUGGGUCAAAAUCUGAGUCCCAUUGGUAGAUUCGCCUAUGGUCACACCAGAGGCACAGAAAAAUCCACUCAGCUGGUCAGAUCAGAAAUUAGUUGACCCUAUGGACUAAAAUUCAAUUUGUAUCUGAUAAAUCUGAGUAUCCCUUGUUCACUCACGAGACAGUCAUGCCACUUUGUAACUGUGAUGUUUGCUGUGUUUUGUCCAGACACUUUACAUACAGAGGUGUAACACAGAUUCGGGGAUGGCCUACGCACCCAGCAUGAAUGCAUUUGGGCAAGAAUUCACUGGGACAUCAGCACUAUCAGCGGUGAGUCCUGUAUUUUACCUACUGCACGCACUCAACCUGUAUUAUGGCAGGCCACAAUACAGAUAUUUUGGGGUCAGUGUAAUUAACACACAAAUUGCAAACCACAGGUGAACGGACUUCUGUAUUGUGCAAUAUGUUUCAGCACACAUAGCUAUUUUUCUGUACUGUGCCCUGGUUGGAUUUAUCCUAAGGCCAGUUGCCUAAAUGCACCCACAUUAUUGUAUGUAUGUAUGUAUGUGCAUGUAGGUGUGAUUGUAUGCAUACGUGUGAACAUGGUGGUGAUUGUAUCUAUGAAUGUGAACAUGGAGGGGAUUGUAUGUAUGUAUGUGUAUAUGGAGGUGUUUGUAUGUAUGUAUAUAUGGGGGUGAUUGUAUAAACUAUAAUUACAAAAUAAGUACAUCAAUUUAACUAUAAAAGGCACACUAUUUAUAAUUAUAUUAUUUAUUAAAUUACUGAAAAACUAUAAAAUCACAAAAGCUGUGCCUGUACGUUGGAUAUUUAAUGAAUUUGUAAUGACAGUACAGCUUGUGCCACAUAUACCUUUAUUAUUGAUUUGGGGGGAAAUACCUUUUAUUAUUGAUUUGGGGGAAGGGGAAGGCAGCCCUUUUGAAUGAUGACUGACAUCCCAAUCAAUUAGCUUAUUCUUAUUUAAUUUUUAUUUAAAACGGCAAAACAAGUUUUAGAGGCCAAAUAGACUGUGGGACUAAGGUACGGGCACAAGUAAGCUUCACAUCAGUUUAUUACUAAAUAUAUGGCAUGGGCCACCGUGGAAUUUCCCUGUGUAGUCCUGGUAGGCUAUCCAUGAUGUCACCCCCCUAACGAUGCCUCCCCGAGACCAGGGCCUUGAUGGCUUUGUAGGCAAUCCAGCCCAGACAGUGCCCAGUGGCACCUCCUGAAAUCAUAUACAGGGUGCUCAUAGGGUACCAAAUUCAAACAUUGGGAUUACUAAUAAACUGAAAUGAUAAAGAUUUACUUUUACAUGCCUCACAAUAUUAGGAGCUUUCUGGCAAGCUGGGCACAUUGGAGGCUGGGUAGUGUGCAGUGUGACCAUAUUUCAUGACACUUAGAUAAAUUUCCCUCUGUUUAUCAGUAGAAAGGCCUGGCUAGCUCAUGUUGCGAUAUGAUAGGGCAAACAAUGAGCACUUUUAUCAAUUUUGCUUUCAGAAACAAACAGUUUCAGAAAAAGACAAUCCACAGCCGGAUUAUGACAGUGACCACGGAAUCGACCAAGACUCAGAGUAUGAUAAACUACCGGUAAGCUACCUGGUAGGACUUGGUCAACCUUUCUUAAGGUUGUUCAGAAAAUUGAAAUAAAGUCCUUCCUCCUGUAACACAGAGACGCAUGUUUAGUAUUUGAUCAGGUUGUGGACAGACAGGCAAAGCAGAUGAUCUCUGUAGAAAAGUCAGAAUUUCCAUUGGGCAGGGCAUCGAGGAUCUAAAGAACAAUGUCUAUAUCCACAAAACACUGCUAUAUCAAAUGUGCACUCUGUGGUUGCCAUCACUGCCUAAUAUGUAUACUUACUACUUGACAUAUGUAGCUAUCGCACAACAGUGAAUUGUGAGUUUCCAUAAACCUGCUGAGAGUUUUAUAAUAUUUGAUCUCACCACAACUUAUUUCGUAAUUCACCAUUUCAUAAUUUGCUCUCAGAAAGACUUCAACUCCUGACCAAAUCAGAGCCAUGCUGUAAAGGGUCAAAACUCUACAGUUCGUGGCUGGUUCCUGGUAAUUGGUCCAUGCUUUAAUUUAAAAAGCUGUGUUUAAAACAGCGUUCAUUGCUAAUGAUAUCUGCAGAACUUUGGGGGAAUGUUGGAGCCAAAGGUGGACCAAAUGUCCGGCUUGAGAUAUGUAGGUGAUGCACAGCAGCGAUUUAAACAAUUCUUUUUUAAAAACCUGACCCUAGCUCCCCAUGUGUACCAUAAAAAAAACUUUUUAAUUACCUUUUUCCAACAAUGAGACUGUCUCACAGAAUACCUCUCUUCCUCCCAUGACAUCAUGAUGGUCCAAUCCAAUGCUCCUGGGGACCUGCUGCGCAUGAUUGGCAAGUGUCACGCAUGCAUCCAAGCUUCCCUAUAGGAAAGUAUUAAAUUAAUACAUUCCUAAGGUAGCUGCAACUUCACAUAACCUAGUUUUACUCAGUCGUUGAAACGGGAGCACCUCCAGUUACUGUCAGUGUAAUAGCCUCUGGAACUCUUCAAGGUAAACAUUGUCGUUUCUGCAACUUGGCAAUGCUUUUCCUUGAACAGCUGAACUGAAAAGACUACUGCAUCCAGGCCACAUUACUGACAUGAAGUAGCCUAAGAGACUUUAUUGGUCCGUUAUAUUGAUUUCAAUAUAAGUACUAACAUUUAGCUCUAUUUUUGCAGCCACGUACACCGCCUUCUGGUAAAAUGUCACCUCGGGAAACUUAUCUGGAGUCAGGACCCGAUAGUGACAUUGGGAGUGACAGCGAGAGUGCAUACGAUUAUCCGCGGCCACAAUCAACGCUUCUGGUAAAAUGUCUUUACCUUCUCUCUAUUAGUGGUUUUGGGUGGGGGGAGGUAUUGCUUGGUCCUGUAUCUGUAUAAAUACUCCCUUUUGAAUUUCUUCUUGGUUUUUUUAACCCCAUUCUCUCCUACUGCCCCCCAUUCUGACACCCCUUCUCUCUCACUGUCCCUCACCCAGACACCCCUUCUCUCUCUCUCUGACCCCCAUCCUGACUCUCACUGUUCCCCACCCUGACACCCCUUCUCUCUCACUGUCCCUCACUCAGACACCCCUUCUAUCUCUCUCUGACCCCCAUCCUGACUCUCACUGUUCCCCACCCUGACACCCCUUCUCUCUCACUGUCCCUCACCCAGACACCCCUUCUCUCUCUCUCUGACCCCCAUCCUGACUCUCACUGUUCCCCACCCUGACACCCCUUCUCUCUCUCUCUGACACCCCAUCCUGACUCUCACUGUUCCCCACCCUGACACCCCUUCUCUCUCUCUCUGACACCCCAUCCUGACUCUCACUGUUCCCUACCCUGACUUAUCUUUCUCUCUCACUGUCCCUCACCCAGACACCCCUUCUCUCGCUCUCUCUGACCCCAUCCUGACUCUCUCUGUUCCCUACCCUGACUUAUCUUUCUCUCUCACUGUCCCUCACCCAGACACCCCCUUCUCUCUCACUGUCCCUCACCCAGACACCCCCUUCUCUCUCACUGUCCCAUCCCUUGCAAUGCCUCCAUUCUGUUUCCAUUCUGCUUCUGAUCUCAGAUCAACCUUAAAACAGAAAGACAAAAAAAACCAAUAAAACCAAAUUAGAAAUAGAAUUGAUAAUAAAAUCUAAUAACCCAGGUAAUAACCCAGACCAUUACUUUAUUUUCUCCUCAGCCUGAAUUUAUUUCCAACGUACAGAGAAGCAGCGUUUCGAACAGUGAUCAGACCAGUGAUUCUGACUCAGAUGAAGAUAAUAUCUAUCAAGAAAUGAAGCCAUUGUAAGUAUUACACAUUUAUUAACAAUAUGUGAGAGGGAAAACAAAGCAAUGGAAGAAUGUUUCAUAAUAUAUUGUCUUUUUUUUCCCUUUUCAUUUUUUUUUACAAUUUUUUUUGUUUUUUUCCCACUGGCUGACUGGACAAAACUGAAUAAUGUUUUCAUAAAUUCUCUGUAUGACUGACUGAGCAGUAGAUUAUAAUCAUUGCUAAUGCCAGCUUAAGCCUAGGUUAGAAAUAAUGGGACUCAUUAGGAGAUGAGAGGAUGAGUUUGACAUUAACGCUGUACAGGUCCAACUGCCUAGGGUGUGUACCUUCAUUGUACACGGCCUGGCUGGAGAGCUGCUCGGGGGCGGGACUAGUCCAGGACAUUACAAGUGACUUCAUGACCAACUGAUGACCAUUUAUGUAACUUAAAACUUCCUUUACAACCAAAGCAAAAUAGUUAUAGGAGAAUUUAGAAACAAGUUAACAGAGUUUAAAGAUGUGUUACUGUACGUUUUAUCACUGAUUCGUUUGAAACACUCAGACACACCAGAUAGUCUGAGAUCCUAGAAAACUGAGAUACAAGAGGAGAAAAGUGGGACAGGGGGAUAAGUACCUAAAGAAGAAACGUUUUGAAUCUUUCCCCAGAAUGACGGAAAAUGUAAAAUAGUGUUAAUUUUAUGUUUCAGCUCUGAAACUCAGGAUAGCAAUGCUCCAGAUAAGUCCGAAAUAAUAAAUAAACCUGCGAGUUGCGAAAAACGAAACAUAUUCAAGGGAAGCAGGCUAAAAAAAGUGCACCUGUUAACAAUGAAUUUGUAAGUAUUCUAAUAUAAUAUAUGUUUACAACUGAAAAUAACUAAGUAUCUGCUCGUUGCUGCUGUUAGAACUUUAUGCUGACGCAUUUAAGAAAACAAAUAAUAUCAAUGCAACAGUUAUUGGCAUUGCCACAAAAAACUUCUUCACCAGGAGAUUUAACUCUUUAAUUUGUUUUAGAAAAUCUUUAUGAAUAUUACAUGUCUGGGAUGUUCCACCUUGAUAUUUUAGUUUUUGGGUCGUGGAUGACUGAAAAGCAAAAUAAAUUAUUUGGUUUAUAUUAGAGAUGGCUUACCGUGGUACCCUCAGAUCACUGGGAACUUCAUUUUAUAGACAAAAAAAAAUCAUGUGUUUAUUUAUUUUUCUAAAUACAUUGAAGUGAUACAUUUACUAAUGUCAUAUAUCCUUUCAGUGAGGAAACAGAUACAGAAACGAUAAGUCUCAGCGUGCCAACAGAACACAUGCGAAAAUAUUUAGCGGUGGAAAUAAUCGCAAACCGUUUACGGUAAGUCCUAUGUGUCACCCUCAUUCUGAUAUAAAGUAUUUCAGUGGAUUUUUGUGAAAUCUUAAAUAAAAAAUUAUGGUUGGAUUUGAAACUAAUUGCUAAAUCAGACAAGAAAUCUCAGGUUUAGUAAUGGAUUUGAUAUCUAUCAUAGUUGAGUUUAACGAUCUACGGCCUGUUACACAUGUUCUUAAAUUACAAUAACUAAGUAACUUGAAAAUGAUCCAUUUUUGUUUAUAGUGUAUCCAAAUGGAAGGGCCCAAAAGAAAUUGGGUGUUUGUUUCGUUAUGGGGAUAACAUAGACACAAUGAAUGAUAUCACAAUGGAGUCUUGUGAAUUGUUCUCACAAAUGUUAAACAACUCUAAAGGGAGAGAGGUAAGUUCUAAAUGACGGAGAGAGUCAUUUAAUCUAUUCAUUUUGGAGACGCAGUGCUAUAAAUUUCAUUCCAAUGAUAUGUUUAUUCUAUCAAUAUAUAAGUACUAUGUGUAGCCCUAUGCUUUCCCAUACUCUAAUGCAUGUAUGCUCAUAUAUAUGACUGUGCAUUUAUAUUUGUGUAUAUCAGUUUGUGUGCAUGUAUGUAUAUGUGUUCAUGUGUUUAUGUGUCUGCAUAUACAUAUGUAUAUAUAUAUUGUGAGCGAAAAAGUGGAAUAGUGGUUGAUGAAAGAUACAUCAGGCCUGAUUUGCUAAACAGCAGCCAGAGAAUUUUCAGUUAAAUGCCCCAGGGAGAGAUGUUAAAGUUUGCGAUAUACAUUGCUGAUACUAUGCAAAACACGGUAUGGGUCCCUGGGGCAGAGUAUUUGGAGAGCAGGGUGGGCCAAUGCUCCAACAGCACUAGUUGCUCUGUAACAGACCAGAAUUUAAUAACUUAAUAGUUAACUAAUUGGCACUCACCUGUAGCUGGUCAAUUGGCAGACAGGCCUUUAAAAGAAGAGAUCAGCCUGCUGCAGAGUGAGGGAGAAAAAGCCAGCUAGGAGAGCUGAAGGAGAGAAAACAACAACAACAACAACAACAACAACAACAACAACAAUUGCGUUUAUUGAAAAGCUAUUUCGUUUGUUUUGGAAAAUCGGUAAGUGGGAAAGCCACCCAAUUACAGAUAGUGAUUUCUGUCUAGUAAGAGCUCAAGUAAGAGCAAGGAAUUUUGUUUUUAUUAUUUAAAGCAGCUGUUUUUCCUAUGAAAUAAAAAGGAAAAUCGAGCUGAAUGUGUCCUGGAUAGUGAUGUCCCGAACUGUUCGCCGAAAGGUCCGCCACGAACGGUUCGCCACGGACUCAUCAUUGAGUAAACUUUGACCCUGUACCUCACAGUCAGCAGACACAUUCCAGCCAAUCAGCAGCAGACCCUCCCUCCCAGACCCUACCACCUCCUGGACAGCUCACUAAGAAUGCAGCUUCACAAUGGAUGCUGUCCAGGAGGUAGGAGGGUCUGGGAGGGAGGGUCUGCUGCUGAUUGGCUGGAAUGUGUCUGCUGACUGUGAGGUACAGGGUCAAAGUUUACUCAAUGAUGAGUCCGUGGCAAACCGUUCGCGAACCGUUCGGGACAUCACUAGUCCUGGGCUUUGUAUACCCUAGAAGGCUGUGGUUUAUUGUAAGAUCUGUGACAAAAUCCUACCUGUAAAAGAGGUGGUUUGUUACAAUAUUUAUAUAUAUAUAUAUAUAUGUGUGUGUGUGUGUGUGUGUGUGUAUGUAUAAAGUGUACCUUUUUCUCCACUGUCUGCUUGUUUUUUGUUUUUUUUUCUCUCCCCCUCACUCUACUCUUCAGUUAGAUAUUUACGACCCUCUGCAAGAAUGUUGUCUAUUUUCUAUCAAACCCGUGUCUUAUCUGUUCUCGUGUCACUUUAACCCCUGUAUCACAACUCAACUUUGAAUUCUAUGUGUCAUCUUGCUCAGAAUGUUCUACGUUCGAUGUUUUCAGAAAAUAUAAAUUUAUUUGCGACGGCUGCAUUUCGGCCGAAUAUUUGUUCCACAUUUCGGAGCCAAGUGCAUGAAUAUAUAAAUAAACAUUCAGUGUAUAUUUGUGCAGUCCAUUUAUAAGAGCAUUUCAUUUGGUUCACAGAUCAAGGGAGAAAAAGUUAAUAAUAGAUGGAAAAACAGGCGGAUAUUUAAAAUGUAUUUGUAUUUUUAUUAAAUAUAUAAUAUACAAUGUAUAAAUAUAGAUUGUUUUACUUUUCAUUUUUUUUAAAUUUUAUUUCUUUUCUAUUGCUUACUUCUCUCUUGAUCUGUGAAUAAAAUUUAGUGACAGUCCUCCGCCCCCCGCCCCCCACCAUUAAUCAUCUAUUUUUUGGAACCUUGGGAGGAAUUCAGAUUCAGAACCCCAAAUCCGACAGGUUCGGCAUUACGCGAUUUUGUUAAUCCGUGAUUCAGGUACAGAUUUGAGAAUUUGACCAAUCCCCCAAAUGCCCCAAAUUUGGCCAAACUGUAGUUUGGCACGAAGUAAAUCAUCAAGUCUAAUUAUUUUUUAGAAUCAAACAAUUUUUAGUAACCUUUAGACAACAUCAUUCACACAGCCUUAAUACUUUAAAUUAUUGACACAAACGUCGUGUAAAAUUUCAUCCAAGAUUCUGGGUGGAACUUUGUCCCAACACAAUCAUACUAGACGAACAUUUCAAAGUCAAUUGUCAACCCACCGUGGUUUGCUGUUAACCCCAAAUGGUAAAUUUUAUGAAAACUUAAAAAAGUUAUGGAUAUAUUUUGAAUAGGUUAAAACAUAUUUAUAGAAUAAUUAAUGAAUUGUUCGAUGGUAAUAUGCCUUGGUUUAAUAUUGUUGGAUAAGCUUUUCAAAUAUUUAAUAUUUUUGGAUAAACUUUUUCAAUAAUUUAUAAAACUUUAUAAAUCAUAUAUACAAAUGAUAUCCAUAUAUCCAUAAAUAUCCAAAUAGUAAAAUAUUUGUAAAAAUAUAAAUCAUUUAAAAAGUUUAUCCAAAAAUAUUAAAUCGAGGAUAAUAUUAAAUCACAGUUAAGAGAACUCUAACUCCAAAAAUAUUUGAAGGUGAAAUUUAAAGUUUGUACAUUUCCUUGUUGAUAGGUGAAGCUGACAGUCGUUCGUUUCAAAAAAGCCAGUGUCUUUCACGCAGAAGGGUGUGACUGCAACAAAUCUUGAGAUCCGUGUCCAAGGUAUUGAUUUAGAAGAUGUGGGGCCGAUUUAAUAUUGUUGAAUCAGCUUUUCAUAUGGUUUCAUAUUUUAAUAUUUUUAUAUUUUUUGAUACAUUGGCGUACUUGUGAUAUAUAUGUUUUUUUGGAGAGCUUAUGCAAAAAUAGUAAAUUGAGGCCAUGAUUAGAUGAUACAAAAAACUAAAUGAGUGCUUGAAUCUCAAAAGCUAAUUUAUUAUAUUUCGACUCUUUAUUCUUAGAGAUAUGUAGAAUAUCUUAGUGUGACUGAGUAGGAGAAGAAAUUGAUCUCCUUCAAUGGAUUAACCAGCCACGAGCACCGACAUUCUGCAAUGACAUUCUUAGCGCGAGCGACACCAUGGUCAUCACAGCUGCAAACAGUAACUGUCCAAGAAGAACGUAAAGAAUAUAGAAUUCUAUGGAAUGUAUAGAAUGUUUAUUGAAGUAAUGUGAUGUAUAGCUGUGUUCUAUGCUGUGUUUUGUGAUAUAAUCUGGUUCUCUGGACAAUACCUUUGGGAAUUCAUUUUCCAACCAUUGUGUUAUGUGCAUUGACGUAACACGGACCCGUACAGAGUUUCUCUGUCUAUACAAGUACGUACUAAUGUAUGUGAUAUAUAUGUUCAUUGUAAUUGUUUAUAUGUUUUGUUAAGUGUAUAUAUGAAUUAUAGUUAUAUUUAUGCUCAGGGUUUCAAUGUAUUACAAUGUAUUGAUGAUAUUGCAGUCGAUGGCGUUUUGGAGAUGGCUCCAUAGCUGUAACUAUGACUGGCAUUAUCCAGCAGGCACAAUGCAUGCUUUUACAGUUUAAAUACAGAGACAUAAACGCUGGAGGAUUUCAAGACAGUUCCAGGAUUCUCAAUAAAGAUCAACAGAAGGAAGGUCUGACGUCAGCUGUUCCAGGUCUCCAAAACCGAUUUCAUCUGCGUCUGUCUGUCCAUUCUUCCGCAUUAGUUGACUUCUUGUUAGGAUUUGCUUUGUGACCUGUGUGUUUUUGGGGGUGCUCUGCAAGGUCGCCAAUUAAUUGUUACAUCUGAGGAUUACUCGGACUCUGCAUGAAAUGCCAACAAAAACCUUCAGUAGAUUCCUACAACUGGCAGGAUUUAGAAAUACGUUACUUGUUGUAGAGUGUGCAGACAAAUAGAACAUUAUAGAAAGUUUAGUUGAUUUCAACGCCUGUUCAAAAAUAUUUGUAUUAACCAAUUAAUAUGUCAAUUAACAGAUUUACUAACACAGAUUAUUUUUAUAAGUGUGAUAUACUCAUAAACACUAUGCAGUGCUGUGAGUUUUAGUUCUGUGGAGCUCUGUGAUACACUCAUACAGGACAUGCUGUGAGUUUUAUUACUAUGGAGCUUUUUUUAUUGUUAUUAUCAAUGUAUAAUCUGUCACUGACGUUUGAAAAGUCUGAGGAAGGUGAUUAAUCAUAGGCUGAGAUUGUUCGUUUUAUUAUUCCUCAUCACUUUAAAGGGACACAAUAGUGUCCCAAAUACAAACAUGUAUCUCUGGCACCAUAGAUCUAAAUAGAUGUUAGUCCCUCCCCCCACGCCCUACUUACAUCCAGUUAAAGGGCGAUUUACUCACCUUUUUCCAGCCUGCACAAGUAUUUAUAUUAAAAUGCCUGCAGUGACAGGCUGUGUAAACCAGAACAACUACAUUAAGCUGUUUACUAUACAUUAAGCUGUAGUUGUUCUGGUGAUUAUAAUGUCCAUUUAAUAAACAUUUACAGGUAUAGACGAUUUUCACAGAAAAUUGACCUGCCAGAUAAUCAUUCCCAUGUUUGGCCAGUCACAGUAUAACAGUGUUACAAAAGUGACAAUAAUUUAGGGUUUGGCUGCUGACUACAGAGAGCACAUCAGAUCCUGGAGGAUUAGAAUGUGAAUAAUAGCUCAAUGAUGAUCAGUGGUCGUUUUCAGAAUACGACCAUGGGAUCUAUUUCAGUUAUCUUUUGUAUAUAACUGCAGCCAGGCCCGGACUGGCCAUCGGGCACACCGGGCAAAUGCCCGGUGGGCCGCGAUGGCCGUGGGGCCGAGGCCGGCAGGGGAGAUCACAGGAUCUCCCCUGCCAGCCCGUGCAGGGCCAGCGCUACCCGAGCGCCGGCCCCGCUGUGUGCCUCCAUGGGCCGGUGGGGAGAUCAAAGAUCUCCCUUUACCGGCCCAGAGACACUUCCAGGCGGCCGCUUGCUGGGGUUUGAGGGAGGGAGGAGAGGACCGGCGGAGCUCUAUCCAGCAGCUCCGCUGGGUCCUCUCGCGGGAUUCUGAGCGUUGCCGCGGUUACCGCGGCAACGCUCAGAUCUCGCGAGAGUGAACUCUAACCUACAGGCUAGAGUUCACGCUCACCACUAGGACCACCAGGGAUCAGGCAGCAUGGCUCUCCCAUGGCAGAACGGCUCCCCCCCGUCCCAGGCAAAACGGCCCCCCCCCUCCCAGGCUAAAGGUAAGAAGGGAGGGGGGGGAUAUAACUUUUUUUUAAAAUUAUUAUUAUUAAUUUAAAAAAAUUAAAAUAAUUUAAAUUAAAAAAAAAUCACACUCACACACAUCACCCCCAGACACACACACAGCACCCAGACACACACACAGCACCCCCAGACACACACAUCACCCCCAGACAUACACAGCACCCCCACACAGCACCCAGACACACACAGCACCCCCAGACACACACAGUACCCAGACACACACAGCACCCCCAGACACACACAGCACCCCCAGACACACACAGCACCCACAGACACACACAACACCCCCAGACACACAGCACCCCCAGAAACACACACAGCGCACCCAGACACACACAGCGCACUCAGGCACACAGCACCCUCACUCACACACAGCACCCUCACUCACACACAGCACCCUCGCUCACACACACACACACAUAUAUAUAUAUAUAUAUAUAUAUAUAUAUAUAUAUAUAUAUAUAUAUAUUUACAGAUAGAUAGAUAUAUAUAUAUAUAAAAUAACCCUCAGUGAAUUAACAGACAAAGAAAAUUAGAAUGUGACAGAUAAAAACACCCUCACACACAGCACCCCUCUUACAUACACACACACUGCGCCCCUCACACAUACAAUACGUCCAAAUAUAUAUAUGUAUGUGUGUAUAUAUAUAUAUAUAUAUAUAUAUAUACACACACACACACACACACACACUACAGCACUACAUACAUUACGCUCCAGAUACACGCUAGAUCCCUUACCUUAUAUGCACUCUUAAUCCUCUAUACACACACACUCACACACACACACACAAUCUCCUAUACACACUCUGGGUCCUUUACACACUAGAUCUCCUACACACACACUGCACCACCUACACACACACUACAUUCCUUGUCAGCAAACACAUACAACAUUCUCUAAACACACCCUCUCUACAACCCCUACACACACACUACGUCACCUAUAUACACACACUACAGCCCGUAUGCACACAUUCGCUACAUCCCCUAUAACACUAUGCCACCUAUACACACACUCUCUACAGCCCCUAGCCACACAUAUUACACCACAAACACAUAUGAAAUUGACCUAUUUACACAAUACCACACCACACUCUACACACACGCAAUCCCACAAGCAGGCUCCAAACACAUGCACCAUACACUUUCCUGGCCCUUUUGUCCUCUGGUAUCCCACUUGUUGAGACACCAGAGACAAUUUAAAAGCAAACACAGCGCAAGCAUGUUAUUAAAUUUGCUUGCGCUGCGCAGAACAAAUACAGGGCCUUUUUCUAAUGCCAGAGCUCUUCAGCGCAGCUCUGCGCAUUGAACCAACAUGCUCACUUUGAGAGGAGGCGUGCUUGUCAUUAGUGAUGACAAAACACACCCUCUCUGGCCCCGCCCCCUUCUUAGGGGGCCGCUCUGAUUGAAAAAUGCCCGGGCCUAAUUUUUUCCCCAGUCCGGCCCUGACUGCAGCUGCUCAGUUAAAAAGGUCUGUUUCUCAAAUCCAUCAAUUUGGACACGUUACGUUCACCCUUUCACUAUGCACUUUAAAUAAUGUUUUGAGUUUUUAUGUAAAAUAGAUUAUUAUAUGUAAAAUGCUGUGAAUGUAUAUUUUCUGUGAUACUCUGUAUGUUUUCCAAAAUGUAAUAAAUAAAUAUAUGAAAUAAAAACGACUUAUUUACAAUGUUUCAUUAGAUUAAAAGUUAACACUACGUCCACUAUAAGAUGCAGAGACAGGAAAAUCAACAGAUGGUACAGUAUAUUGUGGAGUAAUUCACCAAUCUAGAGUGUGUAGUAUGAUAGCUGUAGAGGGAUUAGUGCAGGUUGAAACAGGUUGCCAGUAUUUAACAAAUUUCAACUCGAGUCAUAAUAAAUUUCAACUAGAUUUCAACUAGACACAGAGCGCUAUCUAACAUGACCUGUGGUGGUGACCCUUCAUAGCAGGCAGUCACCGAGGGGUGUAGUGCUAGGCCUCUUGGUAGUACCGGUGACAACAGUACCGUCCCAUCCAUCUUCCUAAACCCCACCUUGGUGUUAGGGUUCAGAGGCAAUGGCCCAUGUUAGCAGCAGCUCAUAUGGAUCCCCCAGGUAAGCUAACCUCACCUAACCUUACCAUGUUUGGAAGUCACUCCCUGCAGUAGACAGCAGAGUUAAAUAUUAGUUCAUCCAUGGAAGGUAAUUCUUUCAUAGGUUGGAACCAGAGAUUAAGGGGUCUCAUGAUGGUUUGCUUCCAAUAGGGUGGGAUCAGGUUUUUAGCUACAUUAAGAUUUCGGUUUAUCAUGGAUUUUUACAUAAAUCAAUAACUUAAUAGUGUUAUGAUCAAGGAGCUUUUAGAUCUUUUCCCAGAAUGGACGGAUCAGGGUGCAGGUGCAAACCACAGAAAUGUGCCUCACAUUCCCUGAUACUGCCAUCAUUGGCUCCUGUUUGAGGAGUCUAUGGCGUGCAGAAGGCAUUAAGUUCUGUACCAGAGGAUCAGGACCUUGUAUGAUGACUCCUGAAACUUGUUUGCAAUAGCACAAUGUUUCUUUAGGUUGCAGAUUUUCUGCCAUUGUAUCUGGGUGCCUCAAAUCCUUUUAGAGAUCUUUAACUUGCAGCUACGUUUUCAUUAGCAUGAACCAGUGAAAAUACCAGUUGAAAUAACUUAUUCCAUGUAAAAUAUUUAGCUAGAAACUCCUCUCUGAUCCAACGCCACCAUGUCCUCAGCUUCGUGGAUGAUGUAUUUCUAUGACCCUCCACAUUUGGUCCACCCACUCUUGCUCUCCUUUCAUUUGUCUUUCUCGGGGGCACCUCACCAAGACCAAGCCAACAACUUGACACCAGCCACUCCGCUCUAGUUUUAGUUUUUUUUACCAAAAUGUGCAAUUCAAUGAUAAUUUCCCCCAAAUUUCCAGUUUCGCAAAUAACCCUGUCAAUGUCACAUAAAAAACCUGAAGGCAACACUCCAGGCCGGGACUCUUAGAACUACACAGAAACUGCCAAUCUCACAUAACAAAUGGUCACACAACAACAUCAACUAUAUCUAGGGCAGGAAGCAGCCUGGCCAAUCAGAAACCUCUCUUUCUAGUCUAUGGAGUGUAAACCUUUUAACAUUUUAACAUAUGAUUGCAAGGGUUAAAUAGUUCAGGUCGGAAGGACUAGCGCUCUGUGUACAGCUUUAAAGCAGAGUUUCAGCAGCGUUUAGUUAUGGCAUCAGUUCUGUACAACCAAGAGAUGAACGGCAACUACCAGAAAACAAACAGAGGAGACGUACGAUCCCAUAUAAACCUUCACUUUCAGUUCAAUUCAUUAUUAUUCAGCACCUCGAAUGUAGCUGCUAAUCCCUGAAAAACCACAAUGCCAAUAAAAUAUAGUACAAAGGCAACAGAUUACAAUAAAUUGAAAGAACUGGUCGGUCAGGUCUGCAAAAAGUAUAAAGUAACUUAGCAGUUCACCGUUUCUCACCAAGGGGGAGGGAGCUCUAAUGUUUCUAUUACUUAUAGCGAUGUAUUGGUGAUAUUGACCUAUAGAUUCGGCUAUAGUCUGACACACACUCGCACCGGUGACUGGUUGUAGUGAACACAUUCAUUUUCAUUAUAGAGAUAUUGAUGUAUCGCCUGUUUUUUUAAUUAAAGGACCACUCUAGGCACCUAGACUACUUCAGCUUAAUGAAGUGGUCUGGGUGCCUGGUCCAGCUAGGGUUAACUCAUUUUUUUAUAAACAUAGCAGUUUCAGUGACAGCCGCUAGAGGCACUUGCGUGAUUCUCACUGUGAAAAUCACAGUGAGAGCACACAAGCGUCCAUAGGAAAGCAUUGAUAAUGCUUUCCUAUGCGACCGGCUGAAUGCGCGCAGCUCUUGCCGGGCGUGCGCAUUCAGCCGACGGGGAGGAACGGAGGAGGAUCGGAGGCAGAGAGCUCCCCGCCCAGCGCUGGAGCUCUCUGCCUCCGAUCCUCCUCCUUUCCAGAGCCGGGCGGGAGGAGGUCCCUGAGGGUGGGGGCACCCUCAGGGCACUAUAGUGCCAGGAAAACGAGCAUGUUUUCCUGGCACUAUAGUGGUCCUUUAAUUGGAUUAAAGUGAAGUUUUAUACGGAAUUGGAAGCCUUCUCUCUUUGCUUUUCUGACAAAUGCCUGUAGGGGGUUACAAUAGAACAGGUGUACUGUGUCAAUAUAGGGCACUUAAAGAGAUAGUUCAGAAAUAAUUACAAUAUGCAGCUCAACACACUUGCAAGUACCUCUAACUUAACACAAAAUCAUGCAGAACAAAUUGGGGAGUGUUAUUUGAGUGGAAAGAUAAACCACAUUAAAAUAUACCCAGUGGAGCGCUGAUAUUAUACACUUACCCUUAAAUAAGGGAACAUAAAAUAUACCAAAUGUCUAAAAAAGGGAAAAAAUAGACAAAAUCUGGUGUAGUAUAUCUAGGCAGCUAAAUGUAUUUUAUACAGCGCUCCACUGGGUAUAUUUUGAUGUGGUUUUUCUUUCCACUCAAAUAACACUCCCCAAUUUGUCCUGUAGGGGCUUACCCUAUCCUAAAGCAUCACCCCCUUUUUUAAUUCUCACACUAGGAUCAUGUUUAGUAACAGUAACGGCCAGAAAGUUCUGCUGUGUUUUUUGCUUGUCCCUGGACAGGUCAGGUUAGGAGAGACGGACAGGAGAGAGCUGUACCCACGAACAAGCAAGAAGGACGUAUUUAAGAAUGAUGGGGGUAGAACACAUAGAGUAAUCAAGGUAAACAGGCAGAAUGCCGUAAAACACGCAGCUAGUGGUUUAGGUCAAAAUCUAUAAAAUAGGUUGGUGACAGCAGAGUCCCGAAUCUCCGUCCUACUGGGUGCAUCCGCCAUAACCAAAGAUCAGAUUAUGUUCCAUGCUAAUAAGUAAUAAAGCCCUUAAGCAGAAUGUGCCGUGAUCACAGAGGGGGGAGAACAAAGGGCGCCUUAAUGGACAAUGGAAACCCAAUAAUAAUGAUUUUAUUUAUUAAAUGCUCAUAUUGUCUGCAUUUAUUCCACCUUUUGCAAUUUACACAAAUAUUGCAAUAAAUGACAUAUACAUUACUGACAGUGUUAAUCAAUAUGAUGGAUAUUUACUUUAUUAAAGUGAUCAUUCCAAGUGAAUUUAAAGGGACAAUAGAGCGUUAGGAAUGCAAACCUGUAACGAUAUAGGAUCCCUGCUCCCGCGUGUGCAAUAAAAAUGAAUAAAACAAACGUUUUACUUUCCUUUUUCAAGCUCCAAAGCUCCAUCAGUGCUGUUUACCUCCCUGCCUCCCACAACAUGGCCUCCUCGCGACGGUCCCACUUGUAUUGCAUUCAAUGAUUUCCUAUGGGCUUGAGCAUCAUGUAAUCAGGUAUUAGUCGGUCAGCGCAGCUGAAGCGCCUCUAGUGGCUGUCAGGAAGACGUGCAAUUCUCCGGACAGCACAGCUCUCUAACUUUCAAUAUGUGCAUUUUAGCAGCUACAUAGUAUACACAGAGUAUGAUCCAGCUUCUGCAAUCAUCUCUCUCAGAGCCAAUGUUAAUAACGGAAAGAAUAAGAAAAUACUAUAAUUAUAUUAUAAGUAUAUAAUAUAAUUAUAUUAUAAUAUUAUAAUUCAGCGGGAGAAUGGCUUGUCCAAACAUAGCAGCAACAGCCACGGGGUCAAAUCUUGUGUCCCCACACCUGGCAUUGAAGGGUUAAUUCAUACUUCCCAAGUGUUCCUAUUUAGGAGGACAGGCUCUACUUUUUCACCCAAAUUCCUCUGUCCUAUUGUAUGCCCUAAUGUCCCUCUUUUCUAGAGGCUCCAUAUUGUUGGUGUGUCUGAGUGUAUAACAGAGCUCCACAGCAAUAAUACUCCCAGUAAUGUGUCUGAGUGUAUAACAGAGCUCCACAGCAAUACUACUCCCAGUAAUGAGUCUGGGUGUAUAACAGAGCUCCACAGCAAUAAUACUCCCAGUAAUGUGUCUGAGUGUAUAACAGAGCUCCACAGCAAUAAUACUCCCAGUAAUGUGUCUGAGUGUAUAACAGAGCUCCGCAGUAAUAACACUCCCAGUAAUGUGUCUGAGUGUAUAACAGAGCUCCGCAGCAAUAAUACUCCCAGUAAUGUGUCUGAGUGUAUAACAGAGCUCCACAGCAAUAACACUCCCAGUAAUGUGUCUGAGUGUAUAACAGAGCUCCACAGUAAUAACACUCCCAGUAAUGUGUCUGAGUGUAUAACAGAGCUCCGCAGUAAUAACACUCCCAGUAAUGUGUCUGAGUGUAUAACAGAGCUCCACAGCAAUAAUACUCCCAGUAAUGUGUAUGAGUGUAUAACAGAGCUCCACAGCAAUAAUACUCCCAGUAAUGUGUCUGAGUGUAUAACAGAGCUCCACAGCAAUAAUACUCCCAGUAAUGUGUCUGAGUGUAUAACAGAGCUCCACAGUAAUAAUACUCCCAGUAAUGUGUCUGAGUGUAUACCAGAGCUCCACAGCAAUUAUACUCCAAGUAAUGUGUCUGAGUGUAUAACAGAGCUCCACAGUAAUAAUACUCCCAGUAAUGUGAGUGUAUAACAGACCUCCACAGCAAUAAUACUCCAAGUAAUGUGUCUGAGUGUAUAACAGAGCUCCACAGCGAUAAUACUCCCAGUUAUGUGUCUGAGUGUAUAACAGAGCUCCACAGCAAUAAUACUCCCAGUAAUGUGAUUGUAUAACAGAGCUCCACAGCGAUAAUACUCCCAGUAAUGUGAGUGUAUAACAGAGCUCCACAGCGAUAAUACUCCCAGUAAUGUGAGUGUAUAACAGAACUCCACAGCAAUAAUACUCCCAGUAAUGUGUCGGAGUGUAUAACAGAGUUCCACAGCAAUAACACUCCCAGUAAUGUCUGAGUGUAUAACAGAGCUCCACAGCUAUAAUACUCCCAGUAAUGUGUCUGAGUGUAUAACAGAGCUCCACAGCAAUAAUACUUCCAGUAAUAUGUCUGAGUGUAUAACAGAGCUCCACAGCAAUAAUACUCCCAGUAAUGUGUCUGAGUGUAUAACAGAGCUCCACAGCAAUAAUACUCCCAGUAAUGUGUCUGAGUGUAUAACAGAGCUCCACAGCAAUAAUACUCCCAGUAAUGUGUCUGAGUGUAUAACAGAGCUCCACAGCAAUAAUACUCCCAGUAAUGUGUCUGAGUGUAUAACAGAGCUCCACAGCAAUAAUACUCCCAGUAAUGUGUCUGAGUGUAUAACAGAGCUCCACAGCAAUAAUACUCCCAGUAAUGUGUCUGAGUGUAUAACAGAGCUCCACAGCAAUAAUACUCCCAGUAAUGUGUCUGAGUGUAUAACAGAGCUCCACAGCAAUAAUUCUCCCAGUAAUGUGUCUUUAAACUACAAUAAAUGUGUUUAGAAAUCAGUCUGUGUAAAUAAGAUACAUUGUUCUUCUAAAUUGAAUUUUAGUUGCAUAAAUCAUUAUUAGUGAUCAAAAAACUCUAAGAACAGCUCUGCCCCUGGCCACACCCCUACUCACACUCAGAACAGCCUCCCACACCUCCACUCACACUCAGAACAGCCCCCACACCUCCACUAACACCCCGAACAGCCCGUCACAUCCCCACUCACACUCAGAACAGCCCCCCACACCUCCACUCACACCCAGAACAUCCCUUCACGUCCCCACUCACACUCAGAGCAGCCCUCCAAACAUACAUUCACACUCAGAACAGCCUUGCUCCUGGCCACACCUCCACUCACACCCAGAACAGCCCCCACACCUCCACUCACACCCAGAACAGCCCUUCACAUCCCCAUUCACACUCAGAACAGCCCACCACACCUCAAAUCACACUCAAACAGUCCCCAACAACCCCACUCACACCCUUUAAAUUAAAGCGUCCUCUUUGUGCUUUUGAAAUAUUGGGAGGUAUGGGUUAACUGGAUAUGCAAAUAAAUAAUAACACCUGCUUCCUCACACUUAGCCUUGUUUUAUUUAGACAAAAAAAACUUAAACUCUGUAAGUAUCGAGUAUAGCCAGAAACACGAGGAAGAGAAUUCAAUUUCAUAGAAUGUACAAAUAGCAGUUAUUUACCCCAAAUCGUGAAUGUUAGGGGGUUUUCCCUAAAUAAGCCGUACCUCCACUGAAAUUCCCCUUUCUGUGCAAGUUGCAAAGCUUACGGAAAUUCCUCCCAGAUCAAAUUUCAAAAGGUAAAACUGUAUAAAUAGCUCUAUGCAUUGUAUUCUUCCGUAUACUACAGUCAGACACAACCAGCUCGCUCUGUGAUAAUACAAUCUGCUGCAGGAUUCCACAGUCUAAUGUAAGUAAAGGUGACGGGCUAUUAUUUACUAAACACAGCUAUUACAGCCUCCGUUCUGCAACUUGUCCUUCGGUUCACUGUGAAUUUGGGUUUUGUGAAUGAAUCAACUUUAUGAUGAAUAUUGAUCUGCAUUUAUUCAGCUCAGCAGGCUAAACUAGCAGAGAUAGAAGACAAUUCAGAUGAAUCUGAGCAGUUCCAAAUCUAGACAUUUUAUUGGCUGCGGAGAUACACGGGAAUACUCCUUAAAUUGCGAUUAUUGAAAAGCCAAAGUUAUUAUUUCCACUUGCCGGUCACUCAGAUUAAAAGCCCUUCGUAUCAGUCAGUAGAGUGUUUAUGGCAAGUAGACGAUGCGUUGAAAGGUGUAACUUUCAGAGCUCGGACGCUCCGGUUAAAUGAUGUUUUUUGCUUUCACCGCCUGUAUUAUCAUGUCUUUAAACAUUAUCUGAGUGAACAAACCUGAACGGCCAGCUUGACUUCCACUUCGUACCUGUAGCUCACAUGCUCCGCUGAGAGCCUUGUUCUCAGCUCUUAAACAAACCGACUGCUGGCAGUGUUCUCAGUGACGCUCUUUUUGAGUUUUUUUUUUAAUGUUGUUAUGCUACUCUUUAUUUAAUAUUUAUUUGUUAAUUAAUAUGUUGUCAGUAUAUUAACACCUCCAGCAGGUCCGUCUCUUGUAAAGCUAGUUAAGAUUUUUCAUUUUGCUUGGUUCCCCUUUUUUGCCCUGUUUCAUUUUUCUUCACAUAUUUACAAAAAUGUUAAAAUAAAGAAUGUUGCUAAAAACACCCAACGUGAUAUACUAAGAGAUCUGAGGCACGUUCAGUUGUAAGAAUACACCGUCUACAGACUUCUGUCUAUCGUUCUAUAUCAUCACUUAAAAUUAUUAAUCAUUCUUCUAACAUUACCCUAAUAUCGAACCUGACAUAAAUAUUAAACAUUCUCUGUGUUUUAAACUGAAGAUAAACAAGUUCUAAUGAAUACAAAAAAAAUCACAGAAGAGAUCAGACAUGCAUUUCUCCAAUAUUAUCAGUCAAAACUCCAAUAUCUCAAUUAGAACUCCAAUACUAUCAAUCAGUACUCCAAUACUAUCAAUCAGUACUCCAAUACUAUCAAUCAGUACUCCAAUAGUAUCAAUUAGAACUCCAAUACUAUCAAUUAGAACUCCAAUACUAUCAAUCAGUACUCCAAUACUAUUGAUCAAUAAUCCAAUAUUAUCAAUAAAUACUCCAAAACUGUCAAUUAAUACUGCAAUACUUUGAAUUUAUACUCCAAUACUGUCAAUCAAUUCUGCAAUACUAUCAAUCAGUACUCCAAUACUGCCUAUCAAUACUCCAAUACUAUCAAUCUCCCCCUCAGCCUUAUAUUUCCGCCUUAUUAGAUGGCCUUACUCUCCCUGUCUGGUCUUGCGAAGCCCACAAAUUCCUUUCUGACAAGAUUAUUAAUUAGGGGGUUCAAUGGAUUUAAAGCCCAGGCCCUUCUGGCUUCACUAAUUUUGUUAUUGCAAAGAAUUUGAGAAGAUUCGGACACCAUUCUGUGUAAGAUAUUUAUUAGGUUUCCUCGCGAAGGUCGGCUUCUACCAAUAUGUUUCCACUAAAUGUUUCUUGGUGCCAAAAUGUGGAAUAUUGCACGGUCUUUGUUUCUAUUGAUUAUGAAUGGAUGUCUGGAUUGACAUAAGUAACAGAUGGUAUUAAUAAGUCACAAGGCUUUCUUUGUCAGAGAACUCUGGAAUGUGGAUUGGGGGUCUUGUCCUUAUAUGGCUCGGGUUAUACCCUGACGUCAUUAUGGUAAUAUCUAUAUAGAAUAGGGGAUAAAGGACCACGAGGCCUUGCAGUUGCUUGUUCUUCUCGUCCGGCUGUCUAACUAUGCAGAGACUAACUCUCCCUUCAAGAGUCCAGCAAUUACCACCUGCUGUUGAACAUCCAUUAUCCUGUAACAUCCAUUCCGUAUUAGUAUUAUUGGUUAAUAUAGACGUAUAUUUACAUGGCGAGCCUUUUACCCAAGAAGAAAUAUACAUAAAAGACUUAUUUCAAUCAACGUGGAAAAAUACACAGAAGAAAUGAAAUGUAUUACACAAAGCCUGUUAUAGACCAUCUAGGCCCAACCUCCCAUUGUUGGUGUACCCGGGUCAAUGCCCAGAGUGAACACAAAGAUUAUUACGGUCACUUGUGAGAGGUGUCAAGAUUAGCCAUCAUGAGUGAUUCUAGAACUAGUCAAUGGAUUUAUAAUUAUUACUAUCAUGUCUUUCUUUACUUUGCAAAAACGAAAGUGCUCCUGAAUCGUCCGAAUAAAAAGUUGUGAUUUCUUUUCUGUUAAUGUGAUACAGCUCGAUUGUGUUUUCUGUGUACUGUAACGCUGAAAUGGUAAAUGUUUUUUUUUUUGUAGUAGCCUGAAAAUGACUUCAAGAAGGCGUAGUUCAAGUACAGGUACGUGCUAUAAUUAAUAAAAAAUAAUUUAUGGUAACAUUAAUAUUUUCUCAUAAUACAAAAAUACUCGAUAAUAGACAAUAAUAAUCAAUAAUACCCAAUGUCUAAUUAGGGAAAAAGUCCCACUAUAGGUAUUUUUAGUCACUUGAGGUUUUUAUUAGGAAGUUCCAGCCCUGAAAGGGUUAAACACCACAAAUCCUCCUUUGAAUACUCCAGCACCAGAUAGGUUAAACACAGAAAAAGUACUGAACAGGUUAAAAAAUAAUUCCUCCUUUAGAGGUUCCUGCACGCGAUGGGUUAAAUACCAGAAUUCAGUGUCUGCAAAUACAAAGAAUCCCAGUUGAAUACACACAUUGCGCCUCCAGUAAUCUGUGCGACUAAAAUAAGAGGGACUCCACGUGCUAGCGACAGAGGUUUGUGGAAGUAAGGAAGGACAGACGGAUCCCAGUGAAUGGGAGAUUUGGUUUGUGUCGAUUACUAACCGACUGUGAGCCUGCGCGUUUUAUGUAUAUUUCUUCAAUAAAGGGAUUUGUAUACAUCGAUGUCACGAUCUGUAUCCUGCGGCUGCUUACAGUCCCUGAAUAAGAUGAGCGUUGGCACUCACCACAUUAUUAUAUAUUACGCAAUUGGAGUCUCUCUGAUUUUACUGGAGGUGCGAUAUAUGUAUUGAUACACAUGAUUUACAUGAGGGGCAUUAUAUGGGCCCCCAAAUAAAGUGAUAGCACUACUUAGAGGGGUUAAUGUCAGUGCUCUUAUACCAGGUUAUAAUGUGCAACUGGGAUUCUUUGUAUUUUCAGACACUGGCUUCUGGCAUUUAACCCAUCGUGUGCUGGAACCUCCAAAGGAGGAAUUUUUUUUUAAUCCUUUCAGUAUUUUUUCCUGUGGUUAACCCAUCUGGUGCUGGAGCGUGCAAAGAAGGAUUUGUGGUGUUUAACCCUUUCAGUGCUGGAACUUCCUUAUAAAAACAUCAAGUGACUAGAAACACCUAUAUUGGGACUUUUCCCCCUAAUUAGACAUGGGGUAUUAUUGAUUAUUAACUAUCGAAUAUUAUUGAUAUAUGAGAAAGUAUUAACGUUACUGUAAUAAUUUGCGCUAACUCUUCUACACUGUAUGAUGUGUGUGGUGAACUUUGACAGGACAAGAGGGCAGCUGCUAUCUACAUAUAUAAUAAGUUAUUUCCUAAAGGGUUAUAUUAGAUAGUGUCACUCUAAGUGUCAGGUUAGAGUAAAUCAUUUAAUUUAGAUGAUUGGCCACUGUUUUUUUCUUGCAUACAACUAUUUCCCUAACGAUAGGUACAUGAUAAUGGAGAUUUGUAUCCAGUGUUUUUCAUAGCAAAGUUACAUGCAGGGAGUUUAACAUCAUGGGCUUGCCUUCCUGGUAGCAUUAGCCGAAUGGUAAUUGGCCCCCUGUCUGGGUGACUGGAUUGAAAGUUACCCGGGAGCAAAACAAACUUAAUGUGAAUAAAGUUUCAGAAAAGGGCUAAAAUAUAUCAUGUAUGAGCUAAUUCUCUAGAGGUGAGUGUUUAGACCACCAGCGAAAAAAAUACCUGUUCCCUGCCCUCGAAGGAUAACAUAUUUGAUAUGUUCUCAUUUUCCAUUUUCAGAUGCAGAAGUGCUAAAGAGGGGUUUGCUGACUAAGUCUCCUGGUUUGCGCAUGUUUCGUAAUCUGGUAAUGUCCCUUGCCAAACUGUCAAUUCUACAUUUGAUAUCAUUUGUAAGGACAAACUUACCGUAUUGUGUUACUUUGUGGCGUAGUAAACAUCGUAAAAAGUUUUAAUCAAACCUUCGCUUUUACGGGUCACUGACCCUGAUCUCAAAUCUAACUUUAUUCAAGAAUCCAGCUAAAAUAUUACUUUAACAUCCAAUGGCCUUAUUUCUUUUUUUCCCCAUAGUUUUUCAUGCUUUCUAUCAAAUAAAAACCUUAGUAAGUAAAAUGUAAAAAGUAAAAUGUACAAAAAAACUAAAACUAUUAAAUUUCAUAGCAAUUUAUUUUACGUUUACUGACCUAGUAGAAAGCUUGAAAAUAAUGUGUUCAUUUGAAUAUUUUAUUUUGUUUCUGUAGUCGUCAUGGAAAUCCCGGAUCUUCAAACUGUGUAAAACAUUGGAUAAUAAAUACCUUCUAAACUACUACGUUUCCAAUGCUUCAGAUAAGGAAAAAGGAUGUAUUAACCUUUCUGAGUAUGUAUCAGUUCUAUACUAUAAGUCGUUUAUUGCAUCCUGUUAUAUCAGCAAUGUACAAUCAACUCUAUACUUAGAAAAGUCAUUAUUUUAAACUUUAACCCCUUAAGGACCAAACUUCUGGAAUAAAAAGGGAAUCAUGACAUGUCACACAUGUCAUGUGUCCUUAAGGGGUUAAAAGCAUUACGGUUUUAAAUAGGGAUAAUAGGUAAAGACCCGAGAAAUGUUUGGAAGGUUGCUAACAGUUUAAAUAGUAGGAUCAGGGAGCAGCGCCUGUGAUGGAAUUCCCAUGCUCAGAGACAUAUGGAGGAGGGAAGGAAGAAGACACGGAUAUAGUGUAGUAUGUUAGGAUCUUAAUAUAACAUACUACACUAUAUCCGUGUCUUCUUCCUUCCCUCCUCCAUAUGUCUCUGAGCAUGGGAAUUCCAUCACAGGCGCUGCUCCCUGAUCCUACUAUUUACACCCAUCGUACCACCAGAAAAGAAGAGACUCUGGUUUUUGGGAAGUUUCAGCAGCCACAUACUAUAAUUAUAAGUACUGAUAUUCCACCUACCUCUCUAUUCAAGUUGUUAAGAGUGUUCGAAAGACCAACUUCACAAAUCAUUCUGUGGUUCCUUACAGUUCUACUGCAUGAACCGGUUGAUCCUUAUCUGACGCACAAUCUAUAUUCCCGUAGAAUGUGUCUAUUUUCAGAAUUCUUGAGUAGCGUUGCAUAUUUUUUUUCGAUAUUAUGGUUUGAUAUUAUAUAUGAACAAUCUGUAAAUAGAAACCAUUACUCUGUGUUAGGGUAGAUAUAGCCCAGUCAAAAAUAAGAGUAAAUUCGCCAACUUGUUUCAAAGGUUUUAUCUACAGAAGCCACCAUUGAAGUCUAUGUGGAUUUUGGUAGAUAAAUCAUUUGAAAAGUUGUUCUAACAUGUGUGAUCCUAAAAAAAAACUUAUCGUUAAAUAUUAAAUUUAGGAUCACGUUGGUUUUAUAGAACCAGUGAUUUCUUCUCUCGUAUUAUUUGCUAAUUACAUGUACAUUCAUUUCUGUUUGUUCUGCAGAGUCAAAGCUGUUGAAAAAGGAUUACAUGUUUUGGAGAAGAUUAGGGUCGUUUUGGACAUGUUCAGAAACUUCGAGGCAGAAAAUGUAAUAUAUAUAAAGUACGGAAAACGUGAUUUCUAUCUCAUUGAUGAAAACAAGUAAGUUAAACAUCAUUUUUAUGAAUAUAAUUUUCUUCAUCUGUGUCUUUGCUUAUUUACUGGCUGUUGGUCACAUAGUACAAUACUAGGAGUGAUUUUUAUAGAGAGAUUUUUGCAGAGUACAACUGUCAGUCUAAUCGUUUAGCAGUAAUAAUAAAUCGAAACAUUUAGCAGUAAUAAUAAUUCGAAACAUUUAGCAGUAAUAAUAAAUCGAAACAUUUAGCAGUAAUAAUGUUUCUCAUGGAAGAUGUGUAUGCUCGCCUUGUGUGCACGCUCAGAUCAGCAUAAACAUAACACAAUUUAAAAGCCAUUGUAAACACAAAACAAAACAAACUGUUUCUUACCAUUUUUAUAAAAUGUAUGCAAAUUUAUCAUCAAAAUCUUUAAUAUUUGACAUGAUCCCAAUGUAGCUGAAUAAAUAUGUGUGUCUGUUUUAAUGAAAUAUUACAGUAUGUACCAGUACCAAAUAUAAUAAUAACUAGUAAGAUGCUUAAUGUGAUAGUAACAAGUAAAAUAAUUUGCCUACACCUCUCAUCCCCCCUCCCCCCAAGGAGAGAGAUUGAAGAAUGGUUUCUUUGCAUUAGCCAGGCGUGGGCGGAGAUCAACGGAAGCACAGUAAGAUAUUUUAUAAUGUACUACUAACUGGUAGGAUAUUUUAUAAUGUGAUAGUAACUAGUAGGAUAUUUUAUAAUGUACUACUAACUAGUAGGAUAUUUUAUAAUGUACUACUAACUAGUAAGAAAUUUUAUAAUGUGAUACUAACUAGUAGGAUAUUUUAUAAUGUACUACUAACUAGUAAGAAAUUUUAUAAUGUGAUACUAACUAGUAAGAUAUUUUAUAAUGUGAUACUAACUAGUAGGAUAUUUUAUAAUGUACUACUAACUGGUAGGAUAUUUUAUAAUGUGAUACUAACUGGUAGGAUAUUUUAUAAUGUACUACUAACUGGUAGGAUAUUUUAUAAUGUACUACUAACUGGUAGGAUAUUUUAUAAUGUACUACUAACUAGUAGGAUAUUUUAUAAUGCACUACUAACUAGUAGGAUAUUUUAUAAUGUGAUACUAACUAGUAGGAUAUUUUAUAAUGUACUACUAACUAGUAAGAAAUUUUAUAAUGUGAUACUAACUAGUAAGAUAUUUUAUAAUGUGAUACUAACUAGUAAGAUAUUUUAUAAUGUGAUACUAACUAGUAGGAUAUUUUAUAAUGUACUACUAACUAGUAGGAUAUUUUAUAAUGUACUACUAACUAGUAAGAAAUUUUAUAAUGUGAUACUAACUAGUAGGAUAUUUUAUAAUGUACUACUAACUAGUAAGAAAUUUUAUAAUGUGAUACUAACUAGUAAGAUAUUUUAUAAUGUGAUACUAACUAGUAGGAUAUUUUAUAAUGUACUACUAACUGGUAGGAUAUUUUAUAAUGUGAUACUAACUGGUAGGAUAUUUUAUAAUGUACUACUAACUGGUAGGAUAUUUUAUAAUGUACUACUAACUGGUAGGAUAUUUUAUAAUGUACUACUAACUGGUAGGAUAUUUUAUAAUGUGAUACUAACUAGUAGGAUAUUUUAUAAUGUACUACUAACUAGUAGGAUAUUUUAUAAUGCACUACUAACUAGUAGGAUAUUUUAUAAUGUGAUACUAACUAGUAGGAUAUUUUAUAAUGUACUACUAACUAGUAAGAAAUUUUAUAAUGUGAUACUAACUAGUAAGAUAUUUUAUAAUGUGAUACUAACUAGUAGGAUAUAUUUUAAUGUACUACUAACUAGUAGGAUAUUUUAUAAUGUGAUACUAACUAGUAGGAUAUAUUAUUUAUAUUUUACUAGUAGGAUAUUUUCUAAUAUGAUACUAGCUAGUAGGAUAUUUUAUAAUGUACUACUAACUAGUAGGAUAUUUUAUAAUGUGAUACUAACUAGUAGGAUAUAUUUUAAUAUACUAUUCACUAGUAGGAUAUUUUAUGAUGUGAUACUAACUAGCAGGAUAUAUUUUAAUGUACUACUAACUAGUAGGAUAUUUUAUAAUGUACUACUAACUAGUAAGAAAUUUUAUAAUGUGAUACUAACUAGUAGGAUAUUUUAUAAUGUGAUACUAACUAGCAGGAUAUAUUUUAAUAUACUAUUCACUAGUAGGAUAUUUUAUGAUGUGAUACUAACUAGCAGGAUAUAUUUUAAUAUACUAUUCACUAGUAGGAUAUUUUAUGAUGUGAUACUAACUAGUAGGAUAUUUUAUAAUGUACUACUAACUGGUAGGAUAUUUUAUAAUGUGAUACUAACUGGUAGGAUAUUUUAUAAUGUGAUACUAACUAGUAGGAUAUUUUAUAAUGUACUACUAACUAGUAGGAUAUUUUAUAAUGCACUACUAACUAGUAGGAUAUUUUAUAAUGUGAUACUAACUAGUAGGAUAUUUUAUAAUGUACUACUAACUAGUAAGAAAUUUUAUAAUGUGAUACUAACUAGUAAGAUAUUUUAUAAUGUGAUACUAACUAGUAGGAUAUAUUUUAAUGUACUACUAACUAGUAGGAUAUUUUAUAAUGUGAUACUAACUAGUAGGAUAUAUUAUUUAUAUUUUACUAGUAGGAUAUUUUCUAAUAUGAUACUAGCUAGUAGGAUAUUUUAUAAUGUACUACUAACUAGUAGGAUAUUUUAUAAUGUGAUACUAACUAGUAGGAUAUAUUUUAAUAUACUAUUCACUAGUAGGAUAUUUUAUGAUGUGAUACUAACUAGCAGGAUAUAUUUUAAUGUACUACUAACUAGUAGGAUAUUUUAUAAUGUACUACUAACUAGUAAGAAAUUUUAUAAUGUGAUACUAACUAGUAGGAUAUUUUAUAAUGUGAUACUAACUAGCAGGAUAUAUUUUAAUAUACUAUUCACUAGUAGGAUAUUUUAUGAUGUGAUACUAACUAGCAGGAUAUAUUUUAAUAUACUAUUCACUAGUAGGAUAUUUUAUGAUGUAAUACUAACUAGUAGGAUAUUUUAUAAUGUACUACUAACUAGUAGGAUAUUUUAUAAUGUGAUACUAACUAGUAGGAUAUAUUUUAAUGUACUACUAACUAGUAGGAUAUUUUAUAAUGUGAUACUAACUAGUAGGAUAUAUUUUAAUAUACUAUUCACUAGUAGGAUAUUUUAUGAUGUGAUACUAACUAGCAGGAUAUAUUUUAAUGUACUACUCACUAGUAGGAUAUUUUAUAAUGUGAUAUUAACUAGUAGGAUAUUUUAUAAUGUACUACAAUUUACUAGUAGGAUAUUUUAUAAUGUGAUACUAACUAGUAGGAUAUUUUAUAAUGUACUACUAACUAGUAGGAUAUUUUGUAAUGUACUACAAUUUACUAGUAGGAUAUUUUAUAAUGUGAUACUAAUUAGUAAGAUAAUUUACAAUGUACUACUAACUAGCUAGCAAAGUAUUUUACAAUAUAAUAAUAACUAGUAAGAUGCUUAAUGUGAUAUUAACAAGUAAAAUAAUUUAUAUGGAGAUACUAAUUAGUACUAUGCUUUAUAACAUGAUACUAACUAGUAAGAUAUGUUAUAAUGGUUAAUGUAAUGCUAGUUGGUAUCACAUAUUACUAACUAGUAACUGGUCAAAUACUUAAUAACAUAACACUGACUGAUAACUAGUAAGAAAUAGUAAAAAGUAAUGCUAACCAGUAACUAUUAAAAUAUUGUAUAGAGAAAUACUGACUAGUAACUAGUUUUAAAUGUUAUGACAUAGUACUAAUUAUUAACAUACUGUAAAGUUACAUUAACUAGUUACUUGUAAAAUAUUGUAUAAAUAACACUAAGUAGUAACUAGUUAGAUAAUUUAUAAUACAAUACUAACUAGUAAUCAGUUAUAUCCUGUAUAGAUUAAUAUUAGCUAGUUACUAGUAAGAUAUUGUAUAAAGUAAUACUAACAAUUAAAUACUAAGAUGCUUAUCUUUACACAGAAUUUCAAAAGCCUUAUACGUCUUUUAUAUAAUUCUAUAUAUUACACAGUGCUGUAUUAUAUAUACAAUAUUAUACGUAAUGUGUAAUACAAAAUAACAUGAUAUAUAGUGAGUGAGUCAACUAUCAGCAACCCCUGUUAAUAAUGCAAUCCAUAUAGCAGAUGGCUUUGAUAACAGGCAUCCUAGCUCAGAUCUGACAUUAAAUUAUAUCAAAUAAUAUCGCACUAAGUGCAGUCAGGUAAUCUGAAUGGAACGUGCACAGAGAAGGGUUAAGGAACCUGAAGAUUUCAGACCAAUGUUGCGGUCCUUUUGUCUAUGCGAAUUGUAGUUUUUUAUUGGUGUCUGUGUAAAAAAACAAGCUAUGAUUAGUGCGUACUUAAUAUUAUUAAUUUUUACUUCCAGGAUAGAGAUGGACCUGCAAUUAUGAACCCAUUUCCUUACGGCUUGCCCCCAGUACCUUACGGCGUGCCUGAAACGGUAAGGAUCCCUUUAGCAAUCUUUAUUCUAGUCCGAGAACAUAGAUAGGAUGUUCCUCUGGGGGUCAAUGUUUAGAACAUGAGAACAUAGAUAGGAUGUUCCUCUGGGGUUCAAUGUUUAGAACAUGAGAGCAUAGAGAGGAUGUUCCUCUGGGGUUCAAUGUUUAGAUCAUGAGAAGAUAGAGAUAAUGUUUCCCUGGGGUUCAAUGUUUAGAACAUGAUAACAUAGAGAUGAUGUUCCUCUGGGGUUCAAUGUUUAGAAUAUAAGAGCAUAGGGAGGAUGUUCCCUGGGAUUCAAUGUUUAGUACAUGAGAACAUAGAAAGGAUAUUCCCCUGGGGUUCAAUGUUUCGAACAUGAGAACAUAGAGAGGAUGUUCCUCUGGGGUUCAAUGUUUAGAACAUGAGAACAUAGAGAGGAUGUUCCUCAGGGGUUCAAUGUUUAGAACAUGAGAACAUAGAGAGGAUGUUCCUCUGGGGUUUAAUGUUUAGAACAUGAGAACAUAGAGAGGAUGUUCCUCUGGGGUUUAAUGUUUAGAACAUGAGAACAUAGAGAGGAUGUUCCUCUGGGGUUCAAUGUUUAGAACAUGAGAACAUAGAUAGGAUGUUCCUCUGGGGUUUAAUGUUUAGAACAUGAGAACAUAGAGAGGAUGUUCCCCUGGGGUUUAAUGUUUAGAACAUGAGAACAUAGAGAGGAUGUUCCUCUGGGGUUUAAUGUUUAGAACAUGAGAACAUAGAUAGGAUGUUCCUCUGGGGUUUAAUGUUUAGAACAUGAGAACAUAGAGAGGAUGUUCCCCUGGGGUUCAAUGUUUAGAACAUGAGAACAUAGAGAGGAUGUUCCUCUGGGGUUCAUUGUUUAGAACAUGAGAACAUAGAGAGGAUGUUCCUCUGGGGUUUAAUGUUUAGAACAUGAGAACAUAGAGAGGAUGUUCCCCUGGGGUUUAAUGUUUAGAACAUGAGAACAUAGAGAGGAUGUUUCUCUGAGUUUCAAUGUUUAGAACAUGAGAACAUAGAGAGGAUGUUCCUCUGGGGUUCAAUGUUUAGAACAUGAGAACAUAGAGAGGAUGUUCCCCUGGGGUUUAAUGUUUAGAACAUGAGAACAUAGAGAGGAUGUUCCCCUGGGGUUUAAUGUUUAGAACAUGAGAACAUAGAGAGGAUGUUCCUCUGGGGUUCAAUGUUUAGAACAUGAGAACAUAGAGAGGAUGUUCCUCUGGGGUUUAAUGUUUAGAACAUGAGAACAUAGAGAGGAUGUUCCUCUGGGGUUCAAUGUUUAGAACAUGAGAACAUAGAGAGGAUGUCCCCCUUGGGUUUAAUGUUUAGAACAUGAGAACAUAGAGAGGAUGUCCCCCUUGGGUUUAAUGUUUAGAACAUGAGAACAUAGAGAGGAUGUUCCCCUGGGGUUUAAUGUUUAGAACAUGAGAACAUAGAGAGGAUGUUCCUCUGGGGUUCAAUGUUUAGAACAUGAGAACAUAGAGAGGAUGUUCCUCUGGGGUUUAAUGUUUAGAACAUGAGAACAUAGAGAGGAUGUUCCUCUGGGGUUCAAUGUUUAGAACAUGAGAACAUAGAGAGGAUGUUCCCCUUGGGUUUAAUGUUUAGAACAUGAGAACAUGUUGUUCUCCCGGGGUUCGAUGCCUGGAACUGUUGGGGUUCAGUGUUUGGAUCAUAAAUUGGAGCUGAAUUAAGUGAUGACUGACAAACUAUUGGGCAAGUGCAGAGAAACAUUCAUUCACAUUUAGCCCAGUUCCCAGUUUGAAAAAUAAAUAUUGAAGGUUUUGUAUAUGAAAUCUUACAGUUCUGUUAUGUUAGUAAUUCUGUUGGUACCAAUCUAUCUCUCAGUAAAAGAUGUGACCCUGUGCAUCACUUAUUCAACCUCACAAAAAAAAAGUUAACAUUUCUUUUGUAUCUGAUACAUUUAUUUUUCUCUCACAGGGUCCAAGGCCAAUGUCUUACCCUAAUAACCAUCCUCAGUCAGGACAUGUCAUGACUAAAGUAAGAUUUGUAAACCGUUUAUUUUAUAGUGUAGUGAGAGGCAUUUGUGUUUAAAGGUAGAAAAUGCACAAUGCAAAAUGCAAAACAUUUCACUCACAAGAGAGUCAUGACACUUUGUAACUGUGACCUUUGCUGUUUUUUGUCCAGACACUUGACAGACAAAGGUUUCACACAGAUCCAGGGAUGACCUACUUUCCCAGCAUGAAUGCGUGUGGGCAACAAUGCACUGGGACAACCACACUGCCAUUGGUGAGUCCUGUAUUUACCUAGGUAACCUAGUCGAUGCACUCAACAUUUAACAAAGGGCAGGCCGGCUCUGGUACUCCAGGUGUUGCAAACUGUGGGUUCUAUGCCAUUCAACAACACACAAGACAUUGGGAGAUUUACCCUGAGCUGCAUUUUUAGGGACAUUGUAGAAUAUGGCAUCAACUUUGGCCAACAGAGGUGGAGAUCUAGCAGCUUGCUCUUAGAAGCCACGAACUAGAACUAAAACUAGACCUUUAAUUUCCAAUUACAGUUGUCUGGUGAGAAUCUAAGCUUUAAAUUCCAUUGGAAGAGUUACAGUCUUUGUUCCUGGGGGGGGAUUGUUUUUUUCCCUCCCCAUUUAGCCAUUGGCAAGCAGCAAUUCUGGGGCUGGGCCGGUGAGUGGUUUGAGCACCUUAGGAGAUUAUCAAACGGUGGGAAAUAUGCAACAAUAGAGAGAUAAAGUGCCAAAUAUAGUGCAGUAAUUUCAGUGGAAGUGGAUUAGAAGAAUCAAGAAAUACGCUUAGAGUGCAUAGUGCUAGAAAUAGUUCUACCUUAUCCUCUUGGAGGUUUGUGAUCUUGUAGUCCAGUCUGUAAGUUUAUUUCUCUGAUCCACUUCAAUCGAAAUUGCCGCACUAUAUUUGGCACUUUAUUUUUAAAAAUGUCCACACCCCUGAGCUUUAGAAAUGAUUUAAUAUUUUGAAAAAGAUUUCUAAAAUUUGAUAUAUUGAUAUAUUUUUAUACAUGGUAUUUUUUUUACAGAAAUAUUUUGAGAAAAAUAUAAUCUUAAAGGUUUAUCCAAAAAUAUUGAAUCAAGGCCAUAAUGCAGAUAUUUUGGGGCCAGUGUAAUUAUCAGAUAAUGUUAUUGGACAGAGAUGCAGAUAAUUCAUAAAAGCAGUUUUUUUAAUGUUUUUCUCUAAUGGUCGCUUGCUGGCACCUGCUGUUUACUUGAUGUCCAGGAAGUAAUGAAACAAACAUACAUUAUCCUCUCAGAGAAUUGAGGUCGUGUGAUAUCAUUCUCUAUGUACAUCCCAUAAUUAACACACGCCUUUCAAACCACGUAAAAACACAAAACAGUAAAUUGUACGUUUGCAUAAACCUGUGAAGAGUUUUAUAAUGUUUGGUCUUGCCCCAAUUUAUUUCUUAAUUCACUUUCUGUCAGUAAAACAUCCACUUCUGACCAGAACCAGCACCAUGAUAGUGAGACACAAAGCGUAAAAAAUGUCCGCUUCAUGAGAACACAAUGCCUGUCUGUGCUCAUUUGCAUAUCAAGCUGGGAACUCUGGGAGAAUUGUGAAAACUUUCCACAGGGUCUUGUUUGAGAUGUAGAAAAUGCACAACAGUGAAUUUUAAUGAAGAUAAAUACAUGGAUUAUGUAUUUCCUGAUGUUACAUUGGGCAUUGUUGUCAAUAUCAGUGUUUUCAGUGAGCUCUAUCUUUGCAGCCACGUUCACCUCCUUCUGGUAAAAUAUCACCUCGGGAAUCUUAUCUGCAGUCAGGACUCGAUAGUGACAUCGGAAGUGACAGCGAGAGUAAAUCCGAUUAUCCACAGCAGCAAUCAACGCUUCAGGUAAAAUACCUUCUCACUAUUAGUGGUUUUAUUUGUGGUAUAAUUUGUAUUCACUCCAAGUGUCAAUGCUUGCCUCAUUUUAUAUUUAUUGUUGUUUUUAUUGACUCCAUCCUUUCCCCCAUCCCGAAUCCCCCUUCUCUCUCACUGUCCCUGUCGUGACUCUCCCUUCUCUCUCUCUAUCUCCAAUGCUGACUCCCCCUUCUCUUUCACUGUCCCCCAUCCUAGCUCCUCCUUCUCUCUAUCUGUCCCCAAUGCUGACUCACACUUCUUUCUCACUUUCCCCCACCCUAGAUCCCCAUGCUCUCUCACAGGCUUCCCUCCUGACUCCCCCCCCCCUUAUUUCACUGUCCCCCAUCCUGACUCCCCCUUCUCUCUCACUGCCCCCAUCGUGGCUCCCCUUCUCUCUCACUGUUCCCCAUCCUGAUACCCCCUUUAAUCUUUGUGGUAUAAGUGUUAUUCACUCUUAUUCUAUCCAAGUGUCAAUUCUUACCCCAUAAUGUAUUUCAUGUUGUUUUUCUUGACUCCAUCCUGACACCCCCCUUUUUUAAUCUCAUUGUCCCCCAUCCUGACUCCUCCUACUCUCUCACUGUCACCCACCCCUCGUGAUUCCUGCAUUCUAUUUCUGAACCUCAGAUUGACCUUAAAGUAAAAAGUCAAACAAUCUUAUGAAACCAAAUUAGAAAUAUAAUAGAUUAUACAAUUUUAUAAGAUAACCCAGAUCAUUACUUUGUUGUUUUCCCCACAGCCCGGUUACGUUUCAGAUGACUCUGCCAACAUAAAUGAAAGCAGCAAUCAGUCCAGUGACUGUGACUCAGAUGACGAAAAUGUCUACGAAAAGAUGAACUCUUUGUAAGAAUUAAACAUUUAUUAACAAUAUGUGUGAGGGCAAACAAGACAACGGAAGAAUGUUUAUAAAGAUGUGCUUUUUUAUUACUUUUUGUUUAUCCUUUUUUGUUACAAAUUUUGUAAAAAGGGUAGAAAUUAAGUGGCCCAUUAGGAGAUGUUAUUAUGAUUUUCUAUGGGAUAUGCUACCAUAACUCUUUAAAGACCAUUGUACACGGUGUGGCUGGAGGGUUGCUCGGGGGCGGGACUAGCUCAGAACAUUCCAAGCGACAUAAUGACCAGCUAAUAACCAUUUAUCUAACUUAAAGCUUUAUUUAAAACCAAAACACAUUAAUUAUAGGAGAAUUUAAAUAGUCGAGUUACUGUGCGUUUUAUCGCUGAUUCGUUUGAGAAACUCAGACACACCAGAUAGAGUUCCUAGAAAACUGAGAGACAACAAUAGAAAAGUAUCUGAGGAAGAAAAAUGUUGACUCUUCAUCCGGAAUGACGGAAAAUGUAAAAUGUUUCAUUUUAAUGUUUCAGCUGUGAAACUCAGGAUGAAAGUGAACCAGAAGUGAAAGAAAUGAAAACUACACCUGCAAAUUGUGAAAAACGAAAUGUUUGCAAACUCGAAAGGAUGGACCUUUUAAAAAUGCAUUUGUGAGUAUAUUUAAUUGAGAUAUUUUCUGAAAGUAAUAACAGCUUGUCUGUUAGAAUGUUACCAAGCUUGAUAUUUAACUUUUAAAAAAUUAUUAUUUUAUACAAUAAAACAACUGAUACUCUUUCUUGGUAUUUUAUUCAUCAGUUUUUUAUUGAGACAGUGUGUUUCAAUAAGAAUUAUUGACACAUAUUAAGGUUGCAAGUCAAAUGACAGCCUCAUUUAUAAAACAUGAUUUCUUUAACUUAAACGGUCACUAGUGAGGCAAAAUAUCCAAGUGUUGUCAGUUACUGAAUUGGUGAACUUUGCACCAAAUUUCAAAUUGUGUUUUAUUUUUUAUUUUUAUUUUUAACAUCCCUUGUGUUUUUUAUAUCCCUUUUUUAUAUCUCUUGUAUCACCAAUGCAAUUAAUAUAUGUUCACCAGGUUUGGAGACUGUUUUGCUUUGUUGUCCUUUUGUGACAUUACUUCUAAAAGAAUAGGAUAGUAUGGCUUUCAAUGGUGGUAUGGUUGGGGCCUCCACUUCAGUCCUGUCACGUUAAACUGAUUUCCCAAGUACAGUCAGGACCAUAUGGAUAAGUUUGCAGUGGGGGGUAAUAACCAGUAAUCCAAAAAAUCGGGAAUUGGCUAUGUAUAUUUGGAUACUAUUCACAAAUGCUGCCAACUUUGAGUUUGAGUGUCAACUUUGUAUAAAUAGAAAUAAAUGAUUUGCCUUUUUUAGUUAGUGUGGCAGAAUAGUCUAGGAAUAUCAAAAUGUAUGAGUCCCUGUACAUCAAAGCAGCUGUAAGCUGACCGAAUUUCCUCCUUGUUCUGGAAAUUGAAUCAUCAUUGGACGAGCUCGGUCAUGAUUAGUAUUUAGAGUUCUGGAUCUGUUUUUUUGUGCUCAUUCUAUGUGCAUCACUCAUAUAACAUCCAUGAUGUGCUCGUCCCUGAUGUGCAAGUGGCACAUCAGGCAGUCACUUGAUCUUGAAAUAGAUUCAAGGCCGGGAUGUGGGCCCGUCUCGUGGUGGAACAUGACUGGUGGAGCCUAGUAGCAGGGCUGACUCCGGGGAAGGUCUGUCAAAAUAACAUGUAGAGCCUGUAGAGCCGAUGAGCAUGAGGCUAGUGCAAUGUUUGUGGUUGGUGGCAGGCAAAGCCCAGUAGGCCCUCAAGGUGUGCGCAUUUACAUGAGGCUCCAUGCCAAUCCAGCCGCCUUGUUUGACUCCUCCAGUGGACGUUCACUCUGGUAUUCUAGUUUUUGGGUCAUUGGAGACAGGAAGACUUACUGUGGUACCCUCAGAUGGCUUGGGACUAGGACUAUAUCUCCCAUGAGUUGUGCCAUUCCUGACUUAUGGGAAGGAGAAGCUGUUUUUGGUUGUAAAGUUAUAGUUUAUCAUAAAGUAUGAAUAACUAGAUAUUUUCCUCUAAUUUUGUAGACAUAAAUCCUGUAUUUUUAAUACACAGUUACAUAGUUACUUUGUAAUUUAGGUUGAAGAAAGUCGCAAGUAGGUCAUCAAGUUGACAUUUUCGAACCCAUUCCUUAGUGCUGUAGAUCCAAAUGAAGGCAAAACAAACAAAACCUAUUUAAGUGAUUUCCAAUUUGCCCCAAAACAGGAAAAAAACUAUAUUUUCAUGACUUCGUAAUGAUACAUUUACUAAUGUAAUAUUUCCUUUCAGUGAGCGAAAAGAUAUAGAAACGGUAAAUCUCAGCGUAUCAACCGAACACAUGCGGAAAUAUUUAGCGGUGGAGACAAUCGGAAAAUGUAUAAGGUAGGUACUGCAUGUUGCCCUGAUUCCGAUAUAAAAUAUUGCUGCGUGAGUUUUUGUGAAAUCUUAAAUGUAAAUUGGUGUGCAAGAGUGUACAAUUCAUUAUUAGAACUCAUUCUAUUUUAAAAUCCAUAAUUUGCAGAUGCUUUCUAUAAUAAUAUCAGUCUGUUUUAUAUCAGCUGUAAUUCCAUGAAUAUUUCUAUAAAAACCUUAAAAUAUAAAAUAUAAAAUUAUAGUGCAGAUGUAACAACAAGGGCAUAUAAAAUGAUAAACAAACUACGUGGCCGUACAACUUUCUCAUGAUUUCUCCUGCCAACCUGGCGUCCAGACGGCCUGUCACACGUUCUUAAAUUGAAUGUCAGGGGGGCACUACUGGAAGUAACAAAAGAAAGAUAAAAAUAAAGAUAGAUACGAUUUUCAAUAAUAGAAACAUGUAUUGCACGAAGAUAGUGGCCACUAAAUCAAAACAUUGUAAAACGGUAUCCGUGCGAUCAUUAUAAUAACAAAUCAGAGCAACAAACCGAACUAAAAGUAGCAAGCACUACAAAUAAUAUUCACCGCAGGAAAAUCGGCAGCUACAGGUGGAUGCAGGGUCGGUGCAAGGAUGUUUGGCUACACAGGCUAAAAUACAUUUUCUCUCCACAGCCCCAUUUGUGUAUCUCUUCCCCCAGUACCUUGUCUCUUUCUCCCCCAUACCAUCUAUGUUGCUUUUUCUAUCCCCCACCCCCUUAUAUGUUUCAUUGCCCCCAGCCCCCCAUGUGUGUCACUGACCCCAGCACGUCUUUAUGUGUCUCAUUGACCUUAGCCCGCUCCCAUGUGCCUUAUUACCCCCAGCCCCCUUACACGAGUCACAUUCCCUCAGCUGCCACCAAAUGUCUUCCUCCUGUGUAGCAUGUCUACAAGAGCAGUUUGGUCCUAACAGUGAGCGCUUCCAACAGGAGGGUCAUGCAAAUCCUGCUUCCCCUGGGCCGGUGUGCCCUAAGGCCAGCUCCUAUGCUACUUUAUGGUAGCGCCGGCCCUGGGUGGAUGAGAGCUAGGACGCAAACCUACCUGGACAAUUAUACACCAAUUAUACACCAAUUAUACACAAUUAUACACCAGUGUGGGAAAAAUCACCAAUGUCCUUGGCCUGGCUGAGAAACUGAGCACCUUGUGCCGCAAAUAAUGAGCGCGAGCUGUAAAAAGCCCAGGGAAUCCCUCAUCCCAGUGUAAACAAGUUCAUUAAAAUCCAGCAAUAAGCUGUGAAGAGUGGACCACCUCCUUAAAGCCGAAUAAAGUAUAAUAAUAAAGUACAAGCCACCGGUCUUUGCGCUUCUUCUGAGUGACAGACUAAAUGAAUCACAAGAUAUGCGUCCAGUUAUAGAAACCGGAAUGUAUUUAAAUGCAUUGUAGGACAUAUCUACUAAACAACAUUAUUAAACAUGGUCACUACAUCUAACGUGAAGGAAUAUAUAUACUAUUCAGUGUUCAUAAACGAUUAAUAUAUUAUGAUAAUCGAAAAAUACGUCGUUUUCUCUUUAUUUGGUGUUCAUUAAAUUGUAAUAACUACAUUGUAAAUUAUCCAUUUUCCUUUAGUGUAUCCCAGUGGACGGGCCCCAAAGAAAUUGGGUGUCUGUUUCAUCACGGGGAUGACAUAGACACAAUGAACGAUAUCACAUUGGAGACUUUCGAAUUGUUCUCCCAAAUGUUGAACAACUGUACAGGGAAAGAGGUAAGUGCUAAAUAAGGAACGGCAACGUUUUUAUCUAUUUACAUUAUAUAUAUUACACACUCACACAAGGCCAAUAGAAGGACGUUCAGAAGCUGCUGUGUGUUAGCACAGGUCACUGGGUAUGUCAAUGUGACGCUAUUAUCUUAUAAUCACUGUAUAUCUAUUUAUAUUAGUAAGCUUUGAAAUAUAGGAGGUCACCGGGAAUCCAAACUUAACAUUUAAGUUUUAUGAUUGUUUUAGUGUUGUGCACGAUGAGCUAGGGUGGUCUACAUUUUCUGAAAAUUUAGAAUUUUCAGGAUGGCACCAUUUUGGCCAAGUGUCUGACCGAGAUUCCCAAACCGAAUCAGUGGAGCAAAAAAGGGAACAAAAAUAGGCCAAACAGGGUACUUGCAAAAUAUAUCCAUAAUACAAAAAUAGAAAUAUUCUGUAUAUAUUUUACAGUACAUUAAUAGUAACAUUUACACGUGAUUAGGUUCAUAGAUAAAGUUAGAAAGUAACCAAAAGAGGGCAAAAGAGGAGGAGUUUUUGCUUCUCCUUAUUUUCCUUGAUUGGUUACUUUUUAACUUGGUCUGUGAAUAAAGUGAAUAUUUAGUGAUUGCCCCCAUCAAUCGGCUCAUUUUUGGCAACCUGGCCAGAAUCAGAACUCUGAACCAAACAUGUUCAGCAUUGUGAGGUUCUGUUAAUCCAUGAUUCGGGUACAUUUCAGCUUAGAUUUCAAGAAUUUGACCGAUCACCCAAACGCCUGAAAUUUGGCCAAACUGCAACAACCAGAUCUCCAAGUCUAAUUAUUAUUACAACAUCAUUCACACAACUUUCAUACUUUACAUUAUUGACACAAAUGUUAUGUGAAACUUCAUCCAAAAUUCUGGGUGUCGAUUUGUCCCAACACAAUCAUACUAGACUAACAUUUCAAAGUUAAUUGUCGACCCACCAUGGCUUGCUGUUAACAACAGACCACUAAUGUAAAAAUUUUUGAAAACUAAAAACUUGUAUGGAAAUAUAUUGAAUAAUUAAAAAAUAUCUAUAAAAUAUUCAAUGAAUUGUUCAAUAGUCAUAUGCUUUUAUUUAAUAUUGUUGGAUAAACUUUUCAAAUAUUUAAUUAUUUUGGAUGCAUUUUUUAAAUGCUUUCGUUCAAAAUGUAUAUAUCUAUCUCAUACAUAAAAAUGAUACCAAAUAUCAAUAGAUAUAUCCAGAUAUUAAAAUAUUUUUCAGAAUAUCAAAUAAUUUUUAAAGUUUAUCCAAAAAUAUUAAAUCAAGUUAAGAGAACUCUAACACCAAAAAUAUUUGAAGGUGAAAAGACAUCUCUAAUUUUCAAAGUUUUUAUCUGUUGGCACGAAAUGAAUCUCCAAGUGUUAUAAUUUUUUUUAGAAUUAAAAGUAUUUAUUACCCUAAUACUUUAAUACAACAUUAUAUCAUACGCACAACCUUCAUACUUUGUAUUAUUGACACACGUUUUGUGCGAAACGAGUUAGGUUGGAGAUUCACAAUUAUACUAGACUAACAUUUCAAUGUCUUGCUGUUAAGAACUCUAAGGUUACAUUUUAUGGCAAGUAAAAGAUUUUACAUGGAAUAUUCAUGAAUUUUUCAAUAAGUUUCAUAUCAAACAACAACAAAAAUAUUUGAAGGUAAUAAGACAUAUUGAACUUUCAAUUUAUUGAAAUUUUUUAUCCAUUUAACUUUUGAGUUUGAAAAGUAAAGUUUGUUUUUUAAAGUUUGUACAUUUCCUUCUUGAUAGGUGACGCUGACAGUCAUUCGUGGUAAAGAAGCCGGUGUCUUUCACGCAGAAGGGUGUGACUGCAACAAUUGA